CGGUUGCGCUGUGUAGACACGUUCUAUGUGUGUUGUAGGUGUGUUGUUAGAUUUCGUCUCCAUGUUAGCUGUCUGGAUAACUUCUAACAACAGCAAGAUGAUUUUGUGUUGAGAAACAGUCAAGCGCUGAUUAGAUUAGUGUUAUAAUUGUAGUGGUUACAUGCGUGGAUUCAAUUUGAGAGGAUACCAGCUGUUAUUUCUUAAUGAAAUGCGUGUGUUGACAUGUUGAGCUGUGCAGUUGUUCAUUCAAUAUCUGCCUAACCAUUCAAGUAUUCAAGCCUUAAAUCGAAUUGAGCUCAUAAAUCAAAAUGGCGUCGAUCAAUCGCCCCCCCCCCCCAGCGCCCCUUGUCCAUUAGUUAAGCAGCAACAUCACCUGGCCACUCUCGUGAUUUUAAAUAGACUUAAGUUAAGUUGUAGGUAGAGAUUUCUGUAAUGUUGAGCUGUGCAGUUGUUCAUUCAAUAUCUGCCUAACCAUUCAAGUAUUCAAGCCUUAAAUCGAAUUGAGCUCAUAAAUCAAAAUGGCGUCGAUCAAUCGCCCCCCCCCCCAGCGCCCCUUGUCCAUUAGUUAAGCAGCAACAUCACCUGGCCACUCUCGUGAUUUUAAAUAGACUUAAGUUAAGUUGUAGGUAGAGAUUUCUGUUCACUUUGUGUCAUGCCAGCUCUUUAUUUAUGAAGCGAAACCUGGAAAUAACGCAAAACCCUUGGGACAGCACACGGGUGGUACUAUCUGCAGGUUCAGUGUUUUAAAAAAAAUAGUUCCGUGCCUGGGUGAUGUAGCGCAUAUGCCAAGCUUCGUUAUUUCCAGGUUUCACCGUAUUAGCGCUCUGAGAGGUCUGCCUUUUCUUGGCUUCUCCCUCAAGUCAAAGUAGAAGCGUUCUCAUGACCAAAGUAGUAACUAUUACAGCGUUUCCCAAAUGACGGGUUGGGACACCUUUCAUCUUGAACAGGAGACCACUGAUGCAUUAAAAAAAAUAAUUAUAUAUUAAAUAUUUUUUUCCUUGGCACACCCAGUUGUAGUAAAAAAGGUCGGAAACAUUUCUAAUACGAUACCCCCCCCCCUUUUUUUCCCCCCCUUUGUCAUGACAUGUAUGACGCGGGGGUUGUCAACACAGACUUGUCAAGAUUAUAUACAUAAAGUUAACAUAUUUUUCUCAUAACGUAACAUUUACCAAGUUUAUAUUAAUUGUUCUACAAUUUUUGUAAGGGUAAAUGGUAAUUAUGCGAAGACUGUCUGGUGUUACCUAUAUAAUCCAGUAUAAAUUAUAAAAAUGUUGGUGGGUACCAAGAAGUAGUAUUUAAAAACAAAAAUAACUGACCACAACAAGUAAAGUUUGCGAACCUUUAAGUUUCUAAUGCCCCAAAAUAUUUGAAAGCAAACAGCCCACACUCAACAUUAAAAGACUAGAAAGAUUUGAGCUUCAAGAGUACAACUUAAUUUGACUGAAAUGAUACUAAACGGCUAAAACCAUGUGAGUUUCAAACCGAUUUUCAUCAGACGACUUUGUUUAGAUGUGUAUAUUGCCGAAUGGUUUUUACAGGUGACACGCAGUAAUAUUUAGUUCAAAAGUUUCAGGUGACACAUAGGAGUAUAUAGUUGAAAAGUUUCAGGUGACAUGCAGGAAUAUUUAGUUGAAAAGUUUCAGGUGACAAAUAGGAAUAUAUAGUUGAAAAGUUUCAGGUGACACAUAUGAAUAUAUAGUUGAAAAGUUUCAGGUGACACGCAGGAAUAUUUAGUUGAAAAGUUUCAGGUGACACAUAGGAAUAUUUAGUUGAAAAGUUUCAGGUGACACGCAGUAAUAUUUAGUUCAAAAGUUUCAGGUGACACAUAGGAGUAUAUAGUUGAAAAGUUUCAGGUGACAUGCAGGAACAUAUAGUUGAAAAGUUUCAGGUGACAUGCAGGAACAUAUAGUUGAAAAGUUUCAGGUGCCACAUAAGAAUAUAUAGUUGAAAAGUUUCAGGUGCCACAUAAGAAUAUAUAGUUGAAAAGUUUCAGGUGCCACAUAAGAAUAUAUUUAGUUGAAAAGUUUCAGGUGCCACAUAAGAAUAUAUUUAGUUGAAAAGUUUCAGGUGCCACAUAAGAAUAUAUAGUUGAGAAGUUUCAGGUGCCACAUAAGAAUAUAUUUAGUUGAAAAGUUUCAGGUGCCACAUAAGAAUAUAUAGUUGAAAAGUUUCAGGUGCCACAUAAGAAUAUAUAGUUGAAAAGUUUCAGGUGCCACAUAAGAAUAUAUAGUUGAAAAGUUUCAGGUGCCACAUAAGAAUAUAUAGUUGAGAAGUUUCAGGUGACACAUAAGAAUAUAUAGUUGAGAAGUUUCAGGUGCCACAUAAGAAUAUAUUUAGUUGAAAAGUUUCAGGUGCCACAUAAGAAUAUAUAGUUGAAAAGUUUCAGGUGACACAUAAGAAUAUAUAGUUGAGAAGUUUCAGGUGCCACAUAAGAAUAUAUAGUUGAGAAGUUUCAGGUGCCACAUAAGAAUACAUUUAGUUGAAAAGUUUCAGGUGCCACAUAAGAAUAUAUUUAGUUGAAAAGUUUCAGGUGCCACAUAAGAAUAUAUAGUUGAAAAGUUUCAGGUGACACAUAAGAAUAUAUAGUUGAGAAGUUUCAGGUGCCACAUAAGAAUAUAUAGUUGAGAAGUUUCAGGUGCCACAUAAGAAUACAUUUAGUUGAAAAGUUUCAGGUGCCACAUAAGAAUACAUUUAGUUGAAAAGUUUCAGGUGCCACAUAAGAAUAUAUUUAGUUGAAGAGUUUAAAACAAAAUAAAACGUUGUCCCUUUCCAUUGACAAACAGUACAGUACCCCUAGAGCCAAUACAGAGCGGCACCACUGCUGCAUUUUGGUUGGUUGCAAAAACUUGAAACAAAGACACUAUUGAUGAGGUUACUAUCUUAGUUAAGCUAUAAAUAAACCAAGACAUACGGUAAUAGUUUAUGGCCAUCUGUGUAUUUUUUGUUAUACCCAGACAGGAAUAAAAAGAAACGGAUUUAACUCAUCAUCUCACCACGUGAUCACACUCUGACAACUCACCAUGGAUCUCUUACAAACACCAGCCGGUCAUCUCGACGCCCAGGGCCCACAGCUUAUUCUAGAGGGACCGUCCGGUGUCCUCCUCAAGCCCCUACCACUGGCGCCGCCGCAGGCGGCAGCCGCGGACAGGAUAGGCACGAGCCCCACACCACGGAGACGCCGCGGAUCUCGCACCCCAAGUUACCACGUGAAAGAGGUACCCCAGUGCUGCACGAGCCAUGGUUUGACCGCACCCUUUCCUUUGCUUUAAUUCUCUGACGUAACACCCCAACCUUCCCUUCCCUCCACCCCACCCAUUAAAAAAAUGAACACGUUGCCAAUAAAACUAUGUUGUGCCCACUGAAUCGAUUUUCCUCUUCUUCUUGCAAACUGUUGAACUCCAUUUAAUUGAAAAAUGAUUGUGCAGAAAUUAACUUUUAAAUCAUGGCACUAAUUUGCAUUUUGACAGCUGGCUGGCUACCUUUGGUGUUGGUUGUGCUGAGAUAGCUUACUGCUGUGUUGAUGGCAAUUGUCUACUAACGUGCGUGUUUGACUAGCUUCCCCUAAGGGUUCUUCAUGGACCGGGGCCCCAAGUCUUUAAUGUCCUCGGCUAGAAGCCCCACCAAAGGACCUUAGUACAACAACAUUCCUGAAGACUGAUAACGGGAAAAUCCAGAGAAAAAUGGUAAAAAAUACAACGAAUUUGGGGAUUAUAUACAAUGUAUAACAUCAACACAACCUUACAGCAAUGUUUCCCAGCAAACCAACAUGUUCCAUACACACCAACCUACCACAUAGACAUGUUCCCUACACAUCAACCUACCACAUAGACAUGUUCCCCACACACCAACCUACCAAACAAGACAUGUUCUCUGCACACAUCCUACCAAACAAGACAUGUUCCAUACACACCAGCCUAACACAUAAACAUGUUCUCUGCACAUCAACCUUCCACACUGGCAUGUUCCCCACCCAACAUACUACACCGGCAUGUUUCCUGCAAAACGGAAAUAUUCCUUACACACCAACAUACCACAGCGACAUAUUCCCUACCACACCGAAAUUUUUCCUACAUACCACACACACAUUUUCCUUACAACCCAACCUACAACAACGGCAUGUUCCCUAACACAUGGACAUGUUCCCUACACACCAACCUACCACACGGAAAUGUUCCAUAGAAACCCUUUGUAUCAAACAAGGAAGUUUUUCUCUCUCACUACAAAGUCUUAAAAAUGCCUAUCUGUGUAGAUCAGGAUGGAAGAGGGGUUAUGGGUGAAGGGGUGAGUGUAUGAAACACAUGUUUGUUUUAUUUACUUCAGAAGUCUAAUAGCAAUCUUUCCUUUUUUUUUCAAAUAUCCCUUUUGAUAGGAGAGACCAGGAAAAUUUUCAAUGAGUUUAUUGGGAGCGGUGGCCCACCAAAAAAUGCUUAAGGUCUCAGUGCUUGUGAGACGUGGACGUUACAUUGGUAGUGAGACGUGGCCGUCACAUUGGUAGUGAGACGUGGCCGUCACAUUGGUAGUGAGACGUGGCCGUCACAUUGGUUGUGAGACGUGGCCGUUCUAACUUAUUGGAUAUGAAUUUAAUACAGUUGCCACUGGAUAUAUCAACCUGUGGGAAUGUAGUCAUACGAUAGAUAAUACCAUGAGAUUUGUCGCAGGUGACACAAAAAAUCAUUAAAAAACCAAGAGGAAGUCAAAUAUGAGCCGAAACAAAUAAUGGAGCGUCACAGUUACAAUGCAAUGGGUAAAAUGUAUGUAAGAAUAAAUGGUAUAAAUUAUGUUGAAAUACAAUGGUAUAAUUUUUGACAGAAUUCGAUUCAAUUCAACUUUAUGAUAUUUGGGAGGUGCUAAGUCUAAAUAAACUUUUCUACUUUAAUUAAUAAUUUAAUGAACAUAAAACCCCCCUAAAGUUGCUAUCGUCUGAAAUAUUCGAUCAAGCCGAUAUUAAAUGUGAAUGGCAACACACUUUCCCCCAAAAUAUGAUAUUCAAAUGUCAAUGACGACCCAGUUACACAAUAAACAUGAUAUUUAAAUGACAACCCAUAUACCCUACACAUAUGAUAUUUAAAUGUCAAUGGCAACCCAGUUGCCCAGAAAAGAUUAUGUUCCAAUGUCAAUGGCAACCCAGUUGCCCAGAAAAGAUUAUGUUCAAAUGUCAAUGGCAACCGCAUAUACCAAAUAAAGAUGAUAUUCACAUGUUAAUGUUAGCUCAAUUUGUCAAUGACUACCCGCAGUGGCCCAAGUCUACCUCGAUAUCUCAAAGGCGACUGGUGUCCAGCAAAACAAAGACAACAGGUCUCCUGCUAAAAAAAGGGAAAUCGUCUCCUGCUAAACAAAGACAACAGGUCUCCUGCUAAACAAAGACAACUGGUAUUCUGAUAAACUAAGGCAACUGGUCUCCUGAUAAACAAAGACAACAGGUCUCCUGCUAAACAAAGACAACUGGUUUCCUGAUAAACAAAGACAACUAGUCUCCUGAUAAACAAAAACAACUGGUCUCCUGUUAAACAAAGAAACAGGUCUCCUGCUAAACAAAGGGAAAUCGUUUCCUGAUAAACAAAGACAACAGGUCUCCUGCUAAACAAAGACAACUGGUAUUCUGAUAAACUAAGGCAACUGGUUUCCUGCUAAACAAAGACAACUAUUCUCCUGCUAAACAAAGAAACAGGUAUCCCGCUAAACAAAGACAACAGGUCUCCUGCUGGACAAAGACAACUGGUCUCCUGCUAAACAAAGAAAACUGGUCUCCUGCUAGACAAAGACAACAGCUCUCCUGCUAAACAAAGGCAACUGGUCUCCUGAUAAAAAAAGACAACUGGUUUCCUGCUAAACAAAGACAACGGGUCUCCAGCUAAACAAAGGGAAAUGUCUCCUGCUAAACAAAGAAACAGGUCUCCUGCUAAACAAAGACAACAUGUCUCCUGCUAAACAAAGACAACAGGUCUCCUGCUAAACAAAGACAACAGGUCUCCUGCUAAACAAAGGCAACAUGUCUCCUGCUAAACAAAGACAACAUGUCUCCUGCUAAACAAAGACAACAGGUCUCCUGCUAAACAAAGACAACAGGUCUCCUGCUAAACAAAGACAACAGGUCUCCUGCUAAACAAAGACAACAGGUCUCCUGCUAAACAAAGGCAACAUGUCUCCUGCUAAACAAAGACAAGAGGUCUCCUGCUAAACAAAGGCAACAUGUCUCCUGCUAAACAAAGGCAACAUGUCUCCUGCUAAACAAAGACAACAGGUCUCCUGCUAAACAAAGACAACUGGUCUGCUAAAUCCCUUAGUUAUAACUUUGCUAUCAAUGAGAAAUCUACCAAGACAAGUUCACCCACUCAAUGAAUUCAAUUAAAAUGUCCAUACAUUACAAUUCAAACAUAUUUCAAGGAGCUGCCAGGUUAUCCAUCAGCUGUGCGUCACACGGUAUACUGAUCCAAUAUCCUGAAAGGUUGUAUGUUCUUUAACGCCCAUUGGCUCUCCACCACCCACCCGAACCUCAGCGAGAACCCGUCGAAUUCUAUUCCUUUGUCUUCAAACUCAUUGGUUUUCAUAAAUGUAUCGAGUAUCGACCAGGGAAGUGCCUCAAUUAAUCGAUACCAGAAAAUGGUUAUGUCUCCACCUGCAACCACGCCAAAGCCCCAUCAAAUUGGCCAAUGUUGUGACAAGUGGCUUCAGGUGUAGAGCACCAAGAGGCCGGCUACUUGACUGACUCACGCAUUGACUCCAACAAUCUGUUUGGUACAUUAUGGGAUUCAUUCGUAUGUGUGACAUUUUCGGCAACGCGUCUAGCUCUGAGUAUUCCUGAAGGGUACCUGUCUAUAAGUGGCGUGUUUGAAUAAGACCAUUCUGUGCACAAGGACGAACUGGGAGAGUACAAUUAAUUCACACCUUUUUAUUUCUUACAAUACAAGGAGGUGAGUGACUACUUCGCAAACGCGUUAGAUCGAACUUUUUUUUUCUCCAUAACAGACAGUAAGAGUUAUGGUUCAUGGGGCAGUGUCUGGUAGCAAGAAUGGAUGUCCAAACAAAGACGUGGGCCUAGCGCGGCCCUCGACAUUAUAGUAGAAAUGGGUGAAAUCAACAGCGGAACCCACCCCCUCCACCCACACACAGUGAGCACAAUUUUUCAACAACUUUACAAUUUUUAUUCCGGCCUUUGGGGCCGUCUAUGAAGUACGUCACGCUUCAAAAAAAAAAGGGGGGGGGGUGUUAGAAAGUGUGAAAGGGGGAGGGGGGAUCAGGCAAUGUGUGCCGUCACACAAUUAUUUAAAAACAUUUUAUUUUUAAUUUAUUAUUUAUUCUUUUAGUAGAUUUUAAUAGCUUUAAACAAUUUUUAUUCCGGCCUUUGGGGCCGUCUAUGAAGUACGUCACGCUUCAAAAAAAAAAGGGGGGGGGGUGUAAGAAAGUGUGACAGGGGGAGGGGGGAUCAGGCAAUGUGUGCCGUCACACAAUUAUUUAAAAACAUUUUAUUUCUAAUUUAUUAUUUAUUCUUUUAGUAGAAUUUAAUAGCUUUAAAAUCAAUUUUCAAAAAUUUUGUGAAACAUUUGAAUUAGUUUUAUGUCAAAAUAGCAUGAAAUGCGUAUCUCCUGAAUGUGUUCACGAUUCCUUUCGCUAGGAGCGCUAGUAUGCUGUUGCGAAGCCAUUUAUGUUUAGCCUUGCCGAGAUCAACAGGAGUUUUCCAAGUACAACCAUAUGAUCUUUAGUGUCCAUCAAUGUUUCCUUAAAGCUGCGCGGCCGCGCAGCCGCGCAGCAAUCUAACAGACGCAGCAGUUUUGAGUACCGCGCAGCUAAUUUCCACUUAAGUGUGUGUUUGUGUCUGUAGGCUGUAAAAUUUUGCACACAACUUUAUGAUUUUGCACACGAACCAACAAACCUUAGAGGGAACAUUGGUGUCCAUCUGUGCAGACCAGCGUACUUGAUCAAAUUUGCAAAGUAUGUCAUUUAUACUUUGCCUCACAAACAAUUUUGAAGAAACAUGCAGGACAACACAGAGCUCGGACUUAAGAGAAUGUGCCAACCCAAACUGUUCCAGAAUCAACUCAGAUAAACGCAUCAGUCCUUUGAGAAUCGCUGCUAGAAGGCAAAGAGAACUCAUGGCAGUUAUUGCCAGAAGAGAAAAUGCACAUUCAGAGGAUGUUGAGUGGCUAGAUGAGGAUGUUGAGUGGCUAGAUGACGAUGUUGAGUGGCUAGAUGAGGAUGAAGUGGAUCUAUCUGUAUCCUUCCAGGAAACGAUGAUGGUGAAAAUUGAUGCCAGUCGUAACUAUGGAUGAACACUUCACUUCAUCAUGGAUGGAUGAUGUUCAGUGAAUAUUUUUGAAUUAAACAUAAUUCACAGGCCCAUAAUAAACAUAUUCAAUAUAGCACAAGAGUUUGUCACAAAAUUUGUCAAUCUAGUCUUUUUUUUUAGUCAAAUUGUUUUGUUUCCUUUUUAUUAUUUAAUCACUGGGUGAGGUCAAGUUUCGCCAAUUUACUUCUUAUCUUGUGUAAAAAGAUUGCAUAAUCGGAAAUUAUCUAAACUUGACCUCAACUUUUGUAAAUGAAAAAGCAGCAGAUAAAUGAUGUGUAUUAUAUAAUUGUCUAGUCUAAUUUUUGCAAUUUUUGUUAUCAUAUUCAAUCUAGAUUGAAUUACUGCUGCAAUGAAUAACUAUGACAAUUGUUGACAAUAAACAAUUCUACUAUUAAGGUCAUUUUAUAGUGUGUUAGUUCUUUUAAGUGGAUAGUUUAAAUUUUAAUACAGUUUAAUAGUGAAGUGUGUUUUAGAUUAAAUUUUAAUUAGGUGUUAAUUAAAAAAAAAAUUGUUCGAAAGUGGGACGUACUUUAGGGGGGAGGGGUCCGAGAUUUGUGACAGGGGGGAAGGGGGGUUAAAAACGGUCAAAAAUAGCGUGACGUACUUUAUGGACGGCCCCUUUGGUGUUGUCUCUGUCGUGGUGACAGCUUCGACUGUAACACCCCAGGGCGGCCUAGUGUUUUCACAGAAAGUGAGCGUUUCUUACUAUGGGAAUAGAAAUCUAUCUUAGUAGUAGCUUAGAAAAUGUAGUGCUAUAUUUUGAUGGGUCCAUCACCAUAUGGAUCAAGGACGUGUGCAAACCGCUACCAGUACUAGUACCGAGACCCAGGGUCCCGGCACUAAAAUAUAGUACUUGCAGUAAUUGUCGUUGUUGAUCAGGAAAGUGUACACACCCCUCAGCACUAAGAUAUAGUACUGGCGGUACUUGUCCUGGAUCAGACGGUGGUAGUUUUCAAUUAUUAGUCUCCGCGUGUUACUUUGAUCUUGGAGUAAGCAGACGGAACCCCAAAAUUCCCAGCAAUUCUCUUCAUUAGUUUAUGUAACUUCCCUGGAGGUAUAUAAUAAUUAUUGUUUACCCUAAAACAGUCACGUCUCGUUGGGGAUUGCAACAAUAAAUGUAACAUUUUCUUAAUAUACAUCCAUUAUGUUCCAAGCAGCCCUGAAUUUUUGAAUUGACGUGGCCCGUAAACAUUGAUCCGAUGAAAGGUUUUACAUAAUUUCAGUAGACUAAGGCGGGCCCCAGAGACCUAUUGACAAUCCUGACUUUAGAGAACUCACACUUUGUCGACUUUCGGGAACUGCGGCUAAAGUACACUCAGACUACUAUAAUAGUCGGAGACUAUUUUGAGAGCCGGUCCUCAAGUAAACUCAUACUACUGUAUAAGUAGGUAAUUAUUUUGGCAACCGCUGCUCAAGUACACUUAGACUUACUGUGAAAAUCGGUAGUUAUCAUCAUUACGCUCUUAUGCCGACGACCUGUAGCAGGUACUUGUCAGGUUGAUCACUCUUUGGGACGAUAGGCCAGAUUAGUGAUAGAGCGGAUAACGUAAUAGUUGAAGAGAUGACAGGAUUGACGUGACCCGUGGUUAUUCGCGUGUACACAGAGGAGUGACCUCAGACGACACGUUGGCUGUCCUUACUUUUAGCCUGAACUAACGGGGCGAUGGUGGUCGGCGAAGUCAGCAAGGGAUUUUUUUUUUAAUAUUUGGGGUUGGGGGUGGGGGGCAUGACCAGGAUCUCAUUUGUUAAAAAUAACGUUAAUAUUUUGAGAUGGAUUGACAAUAAACUAACCCAGUGGUUCACAACCCUUUUGACUAGCUGAUAACCUUUUAGCAUUCAUUUAUUUAGGGGAGAUUCUAAUGCCUUACAAGUUUAAUUCAAUUUUUUAAAAUAAUAAUUUUUGUCCUGGAGCGGCCGCGGAGCCCAUGAGAAGGGCACGCGGAGCCUUUAGAGCUCCGUGGAAAACAUGCUGGGAACCACUGAACUACACGAGUCAUCCCAUAUCCCCAACAUUGACUGGAUUACUCACUACUACUGUAUUAUUAUGUACCCAGGGCGUAACCCUGUUGUUUCUUUUUUUCUUUUACACCAGGUCCGGGUCUUUUGAGAAAAUACCAGGUGGGUCCAAGUGUUACACAAAAUUAAUUACUUCUCAUUUUCUAUAAUAUAUGCCGGCCUUUAAACAAUAGAUCUAUUGACAGUCCUACACCCUACCUGUCAGCCUUUAAACAAUAGACCUAGAGACAGUCCUACAGACAGUUCUACAGACAAUCUUACACCAUACCCGUGGCUCUUUAUUGAUUAACAUAAUGGUCGCCACCGAGAAAUUCAACAUUUUUACUGAGUUCAACCGUCACGCAUGAAGCUCGCUGCUUGACAGCUUCCCCCCCCCCCCCCCGCCCCCCACUAAGUACUAUUAAUAUAAACAUAUCGAGCAGGGGGAGGGCCGGUUGUGAAAAGGAAGCAGCCAUACCAGAAGCAAAUUUUAUAUAAGAUAUUCUCACACUGGCCCCUAAAAAAAUUCAAUAAAAAAAAAUAAUUAAUCUCAUCUCUUUAGUAGGGGCCCAUCCAUAAAUAACGUGCGCAUUGAGGGGAUAGGGGGGUGGUGGCUGAUAUUGCGUUUGGGGAGGGGUCUCCAGAGAAUGUGUACGUACUUUAACGUGUACGUACAUUAACAUGCACAAUCUCUGCAAUAGUUAACCCGAAGACUGUAAAAAGGCUUAUAAAAAAAUAUCACCGCUAUGUUUCGUAAUGAUCUAUUUCGUUAACUAAGCCCAGAGACAACUUCAGUCCAACGGGCAGUUCCUGGGGGCACUAGACGAGGUGCCACGGUUCACCUCCCCCAAAACCUAUUAGUAUUACAGCUUCAUCGUUGUGGCGUUAGAGGUAAGGUCAAAGAACUCAACAAGCUGUUCCACGACCGGGUGGUGGACGUUACACGUGACACUGCAAGAGACACUACUGAAUAAGCCCCAAGUACACAAGACGGGCAAUACAGUAUACUGGCGUUCUUGAGCAGAAGAAAGAAAAAAAAAACAACUUCUUAUCGGCGAAGCUUGUUAGGGCGUAAAAGUCAUGGUGGGACUGAUACCCUUACUAAUCACUUGAGGCCAGUAAGUCAUUUACCGUUGUCCGUUUUUAAAACAUCUCCAGAGGCCCGUAUAAACGACCUCUCUAUGGCACAUAAAUCAGUAGUAAGAAACGUUACUGCCGAGUAUUUCAAUGCCCUCAAGGAUGAUAUAAAUAUAAACAUACACUAUACGUAACGCCUCUAGCAAAUACACGGAUGAUAUGAGCAUACACUGUACGUAACACCUCUGGCAGCUACACGGAGGAUAUCAGCAUACGGUGUACGUAACGCUCCUGACAGAUACAAGGAGGGAGACAGAUCUCACUAUCAAUUUGAUCCUCCUCCGAAGCAAAGACCCCCCCCCCCCCCCCCCCCCCCCCCCCCCACUGGCAGCUACACGGAGGAUAUCAGCAUACGGUGUACGUAACGCUCCUGACAGAUACAAGGAGGGAGACAGAUCUCACUAUCAAUUUGAUCCUCCUCCGAAGCAAAGACCACCCCCCCCCCCGAGUCAUCGACUUACUUACAUAUCUGCAACUUUAUUAAGCCAAUUAACUGUUUGCAAUGGGGUAAACAUUUCAAAUAAGGAUAUUACAUUUUUUAAAAAAUGUUGUUUCGGAAUAUGAUACAUUUUCCCCAUUGGAAGCAGAGGCUUUACGCACACCUUUGAUGUUCUGUUGUUCGUGUCAGAGCCAAGUUCUCUAACCGGUUAAAACAAAACUUCCAUCAGAGUAAUCUUUCUGUUAUUCAGUGUUAUUCUUUCGGGAGAAUUGGUUUAAUUAAGACCUGGCCCUUUAUCAUUUCAAACCUAGGUCUGUGUUAACACCACCGUGUGUUAUGACGAGCCAAAAGAGAUCAAUAAGAGUCGAAAUCUGUAGUCAAAACUACGCUUAAGGUCAAGAUGCCCUCUUCAAAGCAAUGCCCAUACGGUGGGCAGUGGUAUAUUGCUAAGUACGCCACUGAUGAACGCUGCUUAAGCCGCCCGUGCAAAAAUCUGUAUGCAUUUCGGACCGUAGCUCAUAUGAGAGAUGAUUAAUCGUACCAUUGAAGCCGAUGGUCAAACAAUUAUUCAUUCUUAAUUUGUUGUAAUCAUUAAAAAAUUAUUUUUUUAAACAUGUAAUGUUAAAUAUAUAGAUUCUCUUGCUAUUUUAAAUACUGGAAAGAAGUGACCGAAUUUGCUGAUAAUAAAUACAGAGCAGGCAGUCACUUUUUUAGACCGCACUUCGUAAUUCAUGUAAAUUAAGGCGGGCCGGAAGGGCAUUCUUGUGGACCGGCACUUGACCUCGGACAGGGAGUUCAAACACACUACACUAGAGUACUUGCUUCUACCUUUAGAAUACUUGCCUCUACCUUUAGAAUAUUUGCACCUACCUUUAGAAUACUUGCCUCUACCUUUAGAAAAUUUGCCUCUCCCGUUAGAGCUUGCCUUUACCUUUAGAAUACGUGCCUCUAACUUUAGAAUACUUGCCUCUACCUUUAGAAUACUUGCCUCUACCUUUAGAAUACUUGCCUCUACCUUUAGAGUACUUGCACCUACCUUUAGAAUACUUGCCUCUACCUUUAGAAAAUUUGCACCUACCUUUAGAAUACUUGCCUCUACCUUUAGAAUUUAGAAUACGUGCCUCUAACGUUAGAAUACUUGCCUCUAACUUUAGAAUAUUUGCAUCUACCUCAAGAAUAUUUGCUCCUACCUUAAGAAUAUUUGCCCCUACCUUUAGAAUAUUUGCCCCUACUUUUAGAAUAUUUGCCCGUACCUUUAGAAUAUUUGCCCCUACUUUCAGAAUAUUUGCCCGUACCUUUAGAAUAUUUGCCCGUACCUUUAGAAUAUUUGCCCCUACUUUUAGAAUAUUUGCACGUACCUUUAGAAUAUUUGCCCAUACCUUUAGAAUAUUUGCCUCUACCUUUAGAAUAUUUUCCCCUACCUUUUGAAUAUUUGCCUCUACCUUUAGGAUAUUUGCCUCUACCUUUAGAAUAUUUGCCCGUACCUUUAGAAUAUUUGCCUCUACCUUUAGAAUAUUUGCCCCUACUUUUAGAAUAUUUGCCCGUACUUUUAGAAUAUUUGCCCAUACCUUUAGAAUAUUUGCCUCUAUCUUUAGAAUAUUUUCCCCUACCUUUUGAAUAUUUGCCUCUACCUUUAGGAUAUUUGCCUCUACCUUUAGAAUAUUUGCCAGUACCUUUAGAAUAUUUGCCCGUACCUUUAGAAUAUUUGCCUCUACCUUUAGACUAUUUGCCCGUACCUUUAGAAUAUUUGCCCGUACCUUUAGAAUAUUUGCCCGUACCUUUAGAAUAUUUGCCCGUACCUUUAGAAUAUUUGCCUCUACCUUUAGAAUAUUUGCCUCUACCUUUAGAAUAUUUGCCUCUACCUUUAGAAUAUUUGGCUCUACCUUUAGAAUAUUUGCCUCUACCUUUAGGAUAUUUGCCUCUACCUUUAGAAUAUUUGCCCGUACCGUUAGAAUAUUUGCCCGUACCUUUAGAAUAUUUGCCCGUACCUUUAGAAUAUUUGCCCGUACCUUUAGAAUAUUUGCCCGUACCUUUAGAAUAUUUGCCCAUACCUUUAGAAUAUUUGCCUCUACCUUUAGAAUAUUUGCCUCUACUUUUAGAAUAUUUGCCUCUACCUUUAGAAUACUUGCCUCUACCUUUAGAAUAUUUGCCCGUACCUUUAGAAUAUUUGCCCGUACCUUUAGAAUAUUUGCCCCUACCUUUAGACACAACAUCAGUCAAACGAGCCGAGUAAAACAAGUCUUCACGAAUGACGGACAAACGUGUCAUUUCAUUUUUAGAGUUGGUAUGUGGGAUCAAUUAAAACGAUGGAACACCUGACUUAAAAAGGACGGAACAAUAAUGAGCGUAUAACACAUCUGUGCGAGUUGUCCAAUUAAGGUUACCGAAAAAAAAAGUAUGCCCUUUUCCAUUUGAUUGCACUUAUACCGUAUCUUUUUAGGCCUCGGGACGCCUUGAUAUCGAUAGGUAUAGAUUUGACAUCAGUCAAAAGGAUUAAAUAAUUUGUGGAGAACGGAUAAGAAGACAAAGCGACCUCUGCUCUCUUAGGGGGCGGACUUUCACCCAGAUUUGAGUCAAGUCAGUCUUCAUGCCAACAAGGGAAAGUAUAAAUUUGAGCCCUGUCGUGUCUGAUGGCUAUUAGUAUAGUUCCCCUUGAAUUGCACCUUUUUUGUAUAAAUCUCAUAAUGAUAAAUGUUUGAAUAUUAACCGUUACCUUCGUAUCACCCCCUACUCCUCAAAUCACAAAGAAAGUCACCACAUUCUUUAAAGUAACCAACUGUAAAUACUUAUACCAUAGCAUUCACGUGCCCUGGAUGCUCACCCGCAAGGGAAAUCCUUUACGUUAGGGCAGGGAGACCAAAUCAUGAACUGGAAAAAAGGGACACAACCAAGAGGGGUUUGCGGGGGAGGGGGGAUGAUACCCUCCAGCUAAAGAGGGAUUCGGGGGCCUCCGCCGGAAACUAUUUAUUGAAAUAUGCUUAUUUUAACUAUUUUGAGACUUUUAAUUUAAUUUAAACUCUGAGGCAUAUCAUAAACGAAAACAAUAAUUUUGCAUUGAAUACCGCACUUAUUUAUUUAUAUAUAUUUUACAACAUAAUAAAACACAACAAAUUAAAUGCAGCUAUCACGCGAGCACACAUCACUACUGGCACUGGCUACACAGCUAGCCAAAAUAUUACUUGAAGUUAUAUUAUAAAUUAGGAAGUUUAGUGAUUUGAAAAUAUGUUUGGUUUUAUAAACGGGACAUUUAGGCGUCCCGAGGGACUUGUUCGGGAUACCGGGUACGAUCGUGACGUUUGGUCACCCUACUUGACGUUAAAAGUAAACCACAUCUCGACACCAUUUCAAGAAAGCACAAAGUGAACACCCAUUGUCCCAUUUUCAACAUGUGUACUUAACAUAGCCUUAACAUAGCUGCACUCUUAAAUCUGAAUUUUCACAUUUCAUUAUAUUAUCUCCCUAUCAUUUUGUACGGAUCAUUUCUAGUAGUUACCCUUUUACUUAACAAAUACAUUUCUACUCUAAUUAAAUAAUCGAAAGAAAAAAAAAAUCAUUAUAUUGUCUUCCAAUACUUUUUGACGGAUAAUUUCUAUAAGUUACCUACUUACUUUUCAAAUGAAUGUGUGGUCAUGUAGUUUUGAAAAAAAAUAUUCUUUUAAAUGCUGCAUCAAGAUAUCAAGUAGCCAUUGACAACACGCGCAUUCCUCACUCUACCCCCUUCACAUGUUUCCCUAAUGUGCAAAUAACGAUGCAAAGUGCACACCUACGCACGUCUGCUUGUAACGGUCUUAAGAUAAUAAAUAAGUCUCGAAUUUAAGAACAGAAGGGUUGCCGGGAAGAAAAAAAAUACUGUUGUUCUGGUGGCGGGAGGAAAUGGAAGGAGGAGUAUGAAAGGAGGAGGGAGAAAGGUAGGGCGGAGGCAGGAAGGGGAGAGGGACAGAGGGGGGAGAGAGGGAGGAAGGGUAAAGGAGCGAGAGAGGAAGGAGGAAGAGAAAAAGUAGAGAGAGGGAGGAAGGAGUGAGGGAAAAGGAAGGAGUGAGGAGAGAGGGAGGAUGGAGGAAGUAGGAGGGGGGUAACGACCAAAUGGCAAAACGUUCAGUAGAAGCGAAUAGAGCCAGAAAUGCCACCAUCCGGCGCUCAUAUCUGGUAGGUAACAAAUUUUGGAAUUCCGUUCAGGCUUUUAUCAGACGACACGUGGGGAUGCUAACAAGCGAGUGUUCCAACAGCCACGUGACACCGUGGUCCUCUUGACGUAGGCCUAUCCGUCGGAACCGGAGGUGGAACUGGGAUAGGGUCAGGUGGCGGGAAACUGAGCAUUCAUGAACGCCUACGGGGCAUUUAGGCAUUGAAAUAUAUAAUUGCUUUAAGACAAAAUGACUAAGGAAAUGCGCCCUGUGCUUCAGGAAAUUAUAGUAGUUCUAUCAUCCAUCUUAGAACUUACUGAAUGAGCUUUUAUCUUUACUACAACAGAAUGUGUCGGCUUUAUGUCAUAAAAGGCCCUCAUCCUAGACUCAUUUCAUUUUGACACCUUAAAACUGCCAGUCUUAAAAUAAAUCUAGCGAUUGUUUUAAAAAUUCUGGCUCACCCAAUAAUGGGAUUUCCCGAUUUCCAUCCGUUCCACAACAGAACCUACUAACUGGAGUGUAAAUAUCCUGUAACUAGUUCUUGCUUUUCAAAACACCAGUACACGUUGCUACUGCUCGGGGCGUGUUAGAUCGAUUGUGAUGAGCCGGGUGGAUUAUAACAUAUGGCCGGGGUAGCCAUUUAAUAUAUCUACGCCACACCCCGGUCGGCGCGCACAACGACUGCACCCCACCCUCUCUCCAUAACUGCUCACUUCAUAACCUUUACCCCCCCCCCCCCCCCCCCCGAGCUAGCAGACAAAAUGAUAUAUUACACCCGAAAACAAGCAGGGGGUCAAUUAUGAAACAUUCUUUCUAGGCACUGCCUUCAUUUCAAUACAUGCCAUUAGGGAAAACCCACCAAUAAACAUUUUAGUUGAUUUUUGAGAAGGAGAGUUUUGGGUGGGUUUGGGCAACCCCUCCCCCUCGAAACCCUGGUGGCAAAAAAGAUAAACCAGGGGAGAACAUCUCGUUAAGCCAUCAAAACAAAGGGCACGAUUUGUAGGUAUUUUGCAGUGGGGGGCGGGUAAUUUGGGGGAGGGGGGAAUUCUUGUGAUUUUCGUUUGCCGUCCGUCGUUCCAAUAUGUUCAUUAGCUGGGCACUGGGCCGACUCCUUGUAGACGCUGGAUAGAGUGAGCAUCCAGCCUGAAGGAGAGUGGCUGAUCUUUCUUACCGGUGCUGUAUGCUGCUUGCCUCGCGCAUUCACUUGGUUAGGAUUCCGGUAAUCAGCCAGUGACAUUUAAGACAAAAAUUCUUUUUACGAUUAUGACACUACGGCAUCACAGUUCUGACACUUGUGUCCGUGAAAUGUGCUUCAUUCUGUUCUGUGAUUGGAUUGUGUGCCAACAUAGGGGGGUGGGGGGUUGUAUGGCUUCAUUUCUGCCUGAGGCGAUCUAUGGCAGGAUGGAACACUGGUGAUAUAUUAUUAUACGUUCCGAAUCAAACAGUGGUGAUGGAUAUUACUGGGAUACUAGUUUCGGUGUAUACGUGUUGAUAGUAAAACUGUGAUCCCGGAAGACUUUAAAGCUUUGUUUACUGAGUGGAUCAAGUAAGACUCCCCCCCCCCUAUUGCCGCAGACAUUGACGUGGCUGGUCGCGUGAUGACCGCAGCAGCUUGUGGUGACAAUGAAUUUACUUCUGUUGUGGCGAUGUUAUUUAUCUCCUCUAAUCUCUAUUAACCCCUUACGUGUCGUGAUGGCGUCGGUAGAUAUACGGGCCGUGAAAUGACAAGUAUUGUUGGUAAACUGUGUCACACAAUGGCCAGGUAGCAUUGGUAAGCUGUGUCACACAAUGGCCAGGUAGCAUUGGUAAGCUGUGUCACACAAUGGCCAGGUACCGUUGGUAAACUGUGUGACACAAUGGCCAGGUAGCUUUGGUAAACUGUGUGACAAUGGCUAGGUACCGUUGGUAAACUGUGUCACACAAUGGCCUGGUACCGUUGGUAAACUGUGUGACACAAUGGACAGGUAGCAUUGGUAAACUGUGUCACACAAUGGCCAGGUCCGUUGGUAAACUGUGUCACACAAUGGCCAGGUAGCUUUGGUAAACUGUGUCAAACAAUGGCCAGGUAGCGUUGGUAAACUGUGUGACACAAUGGCCAGGUACCGUUGGUAAACUGUGUGACACAAUGGCCAGGUAGCGUUGGUAAACUGUGUGACACAAUGGCCAGGUACCGUUUGUAAACUGUGUCAUACAAUGGCUAGGUACCGUUGGUAAACUGUGUCACACAAUGGCCUGGUACCGUUGGUAAACUGUGUCAAACAAUGGCCAGGUAGCGUUGGUAAACUGUGUGACACAAUGGCCAGGUACCGUUGGUAAACUGUGUCACACAAUGGCCAGGUAGCGUUGGUAAACUGUGUGACACAAUGCAAGGUAGCGUUGGUAAACUGUGUGACACAAUGGCCAGGUAGCGUUGGUAAACUGUGUGAUACAAUGGCCAGGUAGCGUGGUAAACUGUGUGACACAAUGGCCAGGUACCGUUGGUAAACUGUGUGACACAAUGGCCAGGUAGCGUUGGUAAACUGUGUAACACAAUGGCCAGGUAGCGUUGGUAAACUGUGUGACACAAUGGCCAGGUAGCGUUGGUAAACUGUGUGACACAAUGGCCAGGUAGCGUUGGUAAACUGUGGGACACAAUGGCCAGGUAGCUUUGGUAAACUGUGUGACACAAUGGCCAGGUAGCGUUGGUAAACUGUGUGACACAAUGGCCAGGUACCAUGGUAAACUGUGUAACACAAUGGCCAGGUAGCGUUGGUAAACUGUGUGACACAAUGGCCAGGUAGCGUUGGUAAACUGUGUGACACAAUGGCCAGGUAGUGUUGGUAAACUGUGGGACACAAUGGCCAGGUAGCUUUGGUAAACUGUGUGACACAAUGGCCAGGUAGCGUUGGUAAACUGUGUGACACAAUAGCCAGGUACCGUUGGUAAACUGUGUGACACAAUGACCAGGUAGCGUUGGUAAACUGUGUGACACAAUGGCCAGGUACCGUUGGUAAACUAUGUGACACAAUGGCCAGGUACCGUUGGUAAACUGUGUGACACAAUGCAAGGUAGCGUUGGUAAACUGUGUGACACAAUGGCCAGGUAGCGUUGGUAAACUGUGUGACACAAUGGCCAGGUACCGUUGGUAAACUGUGUGACACAAUGACCAGGUACCGUUGGUAAAGUGUGUGACACAAUGGCCAGGUACCGUUGAUCAACUGUGCGACGAUAAGUAACCGUCUUAUUAAAACACGAAACUUAAUGUAUUGAUUGCCAUCCGGCUUCUCGGCUGAUUUCUUCCCGCAGUGAACAGAAAGCUGAUGGUCAUGUGUGACCGUUAAUUCGCUGUGUAAGGGAAAGUGUAAAGCCAGUGAGUCUCAAACAUACUCUAUCGACUCCUUAAGGUCUCGCUAAUGAGGAUGUGUGUGGGUGUUGGGGGAGGGGGGCUGCGGUUUUCUUUCCGUACAUAAUAAGUGCUUUAAUCUUAUUAAAUAAUAAUUAUUCAAUAUACAAAUCAACACAUCUUGAUAUUAGAAAUAGAAAUCAUUUCGAGCAUUAUGGGAAUAGAUGUGGAACAAAAGUUUUGGCAGCAAUAACACUAUUAACACGGUCAAACAGGUCCACAUUUCAGAAAUCUAGGGGGAGGGGGGGUGUACAGCAAGAACGUAAAACUAUAGACCUUUGUCAAAAGACGUAAAAUGUUAUUUCAAAACAUUUUAAAGAGAGUACUAAAUGGUAGGCCUAAAUGUCACCAGUUUAAAUUAGUGAAAUACUACAAACAAAUAUCGAAUCGUUGGAUAUAUUUUAUGAUCCCACUAUUUAAGGCAAAUCUAUACAUAUGAUUCGAUUCCAAAUAUUUUUUUUUAUUAAACCUACCUUCCCAACGUUAUUAAUGCAUAUAAUUCAAAUAUUUUGAAUAUUUAGUUCUUGCUAAAAAUACUUAGCUAUGUGCUGAACAUGAAUAUUUACAAUGUAAUCAAAUCACAUUUCCAUUUCUUUAGAGCAAUUAACGCACUGUGUCUUACCUUAGUUAUGCUACAUUGAUCAUCUGAUUACAAUUUCUAUUUGAGAUAAAAAAUCAACUUUGAAAUAGGGUGGGCUAUAAAAAUCAUCUUUCUGGGAAAAUAAUAACAUCAUUCUAAAUUGAUUUCAUGAAUUCUGAGCUGGAUAAGAAUGAUUUUUGUGUGUGUGUGUUAAAUUCAAGACAUUUGUGAACAAAUUAAGAUUCAUCAUGCGCUUACUAAUGGUGCACGUUUCAUCCAUGAUUUUUAAAUCUAAAUCGUUUGUACUUAGACUUGCUUGACAUGUAUUGCUUUUGUGACGCAGUUUACCGUACAACACAAGGUAAAAAGAAAUUUUAAAUGCACAUAGAUGCCUAGACAUACAAUUCUGAAAUGCUUUUCUCUUUUAAAUAUCAGAAUUGAAUAAAUAAACGCCCCUUACAAUUUGCAAGUUAUUAUUUUAAGAAUCGUCAAUUUUUUAACCUAGAAUUGUUGAAAAUUAAUAUGCUUGAUGAGUUAAAGUGGAGGAACAGCUUUUAUGCAUGCGGUAAAAACCAAAAAGAACCCGUUAUAAAUGUUCACAAAGGAUCUAUAGACGCAAUCUACUACAAAAAUCAUUAUUUUAGAAAAAAAUUAAAUUUCUUAUCAAAGAAAAUGUACGCCUAAUUUAUUAAAGCUUUGUUUCAUAUUCGUUCAAUAUGUAUUAUGGUGUCAGUAGAUCAAUCUGACGUUACGUGCCGGCACGACGUACCAGUGCUUAUUUGGACUACAUUAUUGUAUUAUUUAUUUAGUAGCGAAGCAAGUGAAACAAAUAAAGAGUUGUUUUUUAAAAAUUAUAAAAUAAGAUUAACAAUAAGUAAAAAUGAAUAAAAAAUAAUUAGGUAAUAUUAUAAAAAGAACCAGGUUAAGACACACCUGUUUCCAAGCAUCUUUUCUGUGGAUUGAUGCAAAGCUGAAGUCAGGCAUUUGCCAAUAUGCAUAACUAGGUUUUAAAUUUCUCAAAAGAUCUUGGGGUGGGGUUACUUUCCUCUUCCCCUACCCCCGAUCAAAGGUACACUACUGGCAACUUUGCAUCUAUACCGAGAAACCUAUAGAUGUUAGUAACACAAAUAAUCUAGGGCUUAACCGGGUGCAGUUUUAUUACACCGGGUCCGGGUAUUUUGCGAAAAUACCCGGUGGGUCCAAGUGCUAUUUAAAAAAAAGGAAGUUAACUUUUUCAUUUUCUAUAAACAAUACGUUUAAACAAUAGUCCUACACACAGUCCUACACCUACCUGUCGCCAUUUAAACAAUAGUCCUACACACAGUCCUACACCUACCUGCCGGUGUUUAAACAAUAGUCCUACACACAGUCCUACACCCUACCCGCCGGCGUUUAAACAAUAUGCCUCAAGACAGUCCUACACGCUACCUGCCGGCCUUUAAACAAUAGUCCUACACAGUCCUACACCUACCUGCCGGUGUUUAAACAAUAGUCCUACACACAGUCCUACACCUACCUGCCGGUGUUUAAACAAUAGUCCUACACACAGUCCUACACCCUACCCGCCGGAGUUUAAACAAUAUGCCUCAAGACAGUCCUACACGCUACCUGCCGGCCUUUAAACAAUAGUCCUACACACAGUCCUACACCCUACCCGCCGGCGUUUAAACAAUAGUCCUACACACAGUCCUACACCCUACCUGUCGCCAUUUAAACAAUAGUCCUACACACAGUCCUACACCCUACCCGCCGGCGUUUAAACAAUAGUCAUACACACAGUCCUACACCCUACCUGUCGCCAUUUAAACAAUAGUCCAACACACAGUCAUAAACCUACCUGCCGGUGUUUAAACAAUAGUCCUACACACAGUCCUACACCUACCUGCCGGUGUUUAAACAAUAGUCCUACACACAGUCUUACACCCUACCCGCCGGCGUUUAAACAAUAUGCCUCAAGACAGUCCUACACGCUACCUGCCGGCCUUUAAACAAUAGUCCUACACACAGUCCUACACCUACCUGCCGGUGUUUAAACAAUAGUCCUACACACAGUCCUACACCUACCUGCCGGUGUUUAAACAAUAGUCCUACACACAGUCCUACACCCUACCCGCCGGCGUUUAAACAAUAGUCCUACACACAGUCCUACACCCUACCUGUCACCAUUUAAACAAUAGUCCUACACACAGUCCUACACCCUACCCGCCGGCGUUUAAACAAUAGUCCUACACACAACUCUACACCCUACCUGUCGCCAUUUAAACAAUAGUCCUACACACAGUCCUACACCUACCUGCCGGUGUUUAAACAAUAGUCCUACACACAGUCCUACACCCUACCCGCCGGCGUUUAAACAAUAUGUCUCAAGACAGUCCUACACGCUACCUGCCGGCCUUUAAACAAUAGUCCUACAUACAGUUCUACAACCUACCUGCCAGCGUUUAAACAAUAGUCCUGCACCCUACCUGCCAGCUUUUAAAAAAUAGGACAGUCCUACAGACAGUCCUACACUAUACAUGUGGCUCUUUAUUGAUAUAUAUAAUUUUCGCCUCCGAAAAAAUUGAACGUUUUUACCCGAGUACAACCGUCACGCAUGACGCUCGCUACUUGACAUUAUUUUUUUCCCCACUCAGUACUAUUAAUAUAAAACAUGAUUAGGAGGAGGAGAGUCGGUUGUGAAAAAGAAGCAGCCGCACCAAAAGCUAAAUAUAUAUAAGAGAUAUAGAUUUUCUUAACUGACAAAAAUAUUAUUUCCCUUCAUUCUGUAGAGUUGUACGAUAUUUGUCUUUAUAGAAUCCAAGGGCGGAAAGAAGAUGGGGUUAUUGGGCAUACUCCCAGGGCACCAAAACUGGGUGAAUUCAAUUUAUUUUUGGGCGUGGGCACCGGAUUAAGAGCUGACGCUGGUUACCAAUAUGCUUUCUUUUGGUGUUUAUUAUUGCACCCCCCCUCCCCCGGACAUUCUAAAAUGUCGCCCUCAGAUCAAAAUUUCUGAAACUCUGCAUACUUCUUAAUACAAGUGGAUUGAAAAGGGUACAACAAGUGGAUUGUAACUCGCGUGGGUUGAGAAGUGGAAAGGGGGAGGGAAUUGAGACAGAUGGGGCGGACAGAUCAAUCUCCAGUCGCGAUAUAUUAUCUGUGACCUUUUCAUAUUGUGUGUAUCAGAGAAGGUGGGUGCCGCACUGGAGGGAGGCAAACAGGCCCCUGUCAACAAGGCCACGAUUCGAAGUCAAUAGCCGCAAAUCUUUGCAACGCAGUUGUAGCGGGGUUACCUUACAUGUACUACAUAUUGUGACCUACUGCAAGAUAAAUACCGUGAUCGUAGCAUGUGAUGUGGCCUACUGGUAGAUGUUUACUGUGUACGUGGCAUGUGAUGUGACCUACUGGUAGAUGUUUACUGUAUACAUGGCAUGUGUUGUGGCCUACUGGUAGAUGUUUACUGUGUACGUGGCAUGUGAUGUGGCCUACUGGUACAUUUUUACUGUGUACAUUGGAUUUGCCCUCCUGGCAGGUGCUUAUUGUGUACACGGCAUAUGAUGUGGCCUACGGCAGAUGUUCACUGUGUACACGGCAUAUGAUGCCCCCUACUUGUAGAUGAUUACUGUGUACGUGGCAUGUGAUGUGGCCUACUGGUAGAUGUUAACUGUGUACAUGGGAUGUGAUGUGGCCUACUGUUACAUUUUUACUGUGUACAUGGGAUGUGCAGGUGCUUAUUGUGUACACGGCAAAUGAUGUGGCCUACGGCAGAUGUUCACUGUGUACACGGCAUAUGAUGUCCCCAAUUGGCAGAUGACUACUGUGUACGUGUCAUGUCAUGUGGCCUACUGGCAGAUGUACAUACAUAGACUACCGCUUAUAACUUGUCUCAUGUAGCUUGUUAAUUAGCCAUGCCAAUAAAUAAAUCCCAUAAUCUUUAUUCAUUAAAGUUAAAGACAAGGUUCUCUUACAGAGCAAUUAAUUCUAUGUGGCAAACACAACUAGGAAGAAAGUCGCACAAAUAUGGCUAUCAUUUUUUAAAAUCAAAAUGUUGAUUUUUUAAAGAGAUGUUUGUGACAUCGGUACUUAGAAUCACAGUACAAUAUCAUUGACGCCAACACAGUCAUGUUUCCGACGAUUAUCACCCUCUAUUUUUUUUUACUAGGGCUUAACCGGGUGCAGUUUUUACACCGGGCCCGGGUAUUUUGAGAAAAUACCCGAUGGGUCCAAGUGUUUAAAAAAAAAAGAGUUACCGGUGACUUCUUAUUGUCUAUAAUUUAUGCCUGCCUUUUAACAAUAAGCUUACAGAAAGUCUUAUACCCUACCUGCCGACCUUUAAAUAACAUGCCUACAUAUUGUCCUACACCCUACCUUCGGGACUGGAUACAAUAGUCCUACAGACAUUCCUACCUUACACCCGUGGCUCUUUAUUGAUUAAAAUAAUAGUAACCUCCCUGUCCUCCCUCUAAAGUCUUAAAGAAAAAAACAUCACCAUUUUGCUUGAGUUUAACCGUCACGCAUGACGCUCGCUGCGUGACAGCAUUUUCCCCCCACUCAGUACUCGUACUAUAAAACAUGUUGAGUAAGACGAAGGCCGGUUGUGACAUUGAAGAAGGACACACCAGAAGUAAAAUAUAAUAUAUGAGAUUAAUUGAUGUGUUUCUUGUUUGUUUAUUGUUUUGGGGCAGGGUGUAGAAGUUUAGUGUUGCGCCCCGUGUAUUAAAGCGUGCGACACAAGAAAACAUUCGCCAACAUAUUCGUGGCGUAGCUAGCUAGGGCUAGGGCCAACCCUCAACGACAAAAAAAAAUACAUUCUAAGUUGGCCGAAAAUACCGCCCUUCGUAUAUAGAGCAAAAGUGACGCCCGGGGCGGAACGCCCCUCCUUUUCUACACCAGUCUACCACCUUGCAAUUUGGUUUCUCGCUCUGGGUCUUUUCUCCGUCCAUUUAUCUUUCAGUUUGACGUCCGCGGGAUUCUAUCCGGAGUUAUCUCCCCCCCCCCCCCCCCCCCUCCAGGAUUUUUCCUUUUAUCCCGAGAGACCUUAUAUUUACUUAUACGCAAGCGGUUACUCGACGAUAAACAAUGUCCGGGGAUGAAAGACUGCAUGUAAAACACACGCGUAAGUAAACUCGUAUCAUAGACCGCUGGUUUUAAAUAGCAAGGCUUUUGGCUCAACACAACAGGUGCAAGCAAAGCUGGCAUAUUUGUUAUUGGAGAUUGGGGUUGGGGUGGGGGGGGGGGCUGGGGGUCUGUGCAACAUACACUUAAACUUCAAUACAAGCUGUUGGGAAAUCAUCAACAAAAGUUUAAUUUACCACAGCAAUAUUUUUCAUAGCAAAUUUCUAUUUAUUACAAAUUUUAAAAUAAAUUCAGUCCGACUGCAAAUCUAAAAGUCAAAAAUGGGAUUUCGCCCACUUUAUCUGCUACUUUCUAAAUAAUUGUAUGUCAAUGUACAUUAUUUUUUUUAAUACUGUUGCUAUUUUUUACAAUACCAAUAUUGUUUUUACGAUAAUUGUAUUUUUGUUUUAAACGUACGCAACAAAAAUAAAAAAAUAAAAAAUCUUCGCUAAUGAACGCCAUCUGUACAACUCUGUGAAAUUAAGGCGUGGGAGUAUAUACCAAUAUGUAGUCAGAUGUAUGAAUAAUAGAAGAUUAAUGCAACCCAUCACCGUCACUGUCAGUCCAUCAGCAGAAAUCAUUAAAAAAAACCGACAAGGUUUACCAGCUUGUGAUAGCCAUUCCUCCGUCGAAUACUGGCUUAUUGCCCCUUUUCUUGCUCUAUUUUCAUAAUAAUUUCACGAUCAAUUGUUGUAGCCAAUUUAACGAGGCCUGAAAAGCAUGCGUUUUGUGUUUUUUAUUUUUUUUGGUUUUUGGUUCAUUUUUUAAAUUUAAAAAUGGAAAUUUGUUGAUACACCAAUGACUAGACUAAUACUAAUAGCAGUUAACACAUUUUCUAAAAUUAAAAAAACCCAACUUUUUACAGCUGACAUUCUCCUUUUGGGGGGCGAGCUAACGCUUUUUAAUGUUCCGACAAGAACUUUACAGGCGUGGCACGCAUCUGCUGGGCAUCGCCUUGGAUCAGACUUUCUGUGUCUAUGUCUGGGGUGUUCCCAACCCCUCCACUCAUUCGUAGCGGGCACUCGGCUAGCCCGCUUGUCCAGGGAUCCACUUUACAGACGUGGCACGCAUCUGCUGGGCAUCGCCUUGGAUCAGACUUUCUGUGUCUAUGUCUGGGGUGUUCCCAACCCCUCCACUCAUUCGUAGCGGGCACUCGGCUAGCAAGUGCACUACUGUCUCUGGCGCCUGUCCGCAAUGACGACAGCUCGAGCAGGUCAGUGUUCUGUUCUCAUCUGGAUGAUGAGGCUCUGGUGUUCCCGUUAUAAUUUCCACCACUGACCCCCUUUCCUUGUUGAGUGUGGCAUAUUCUGUUUUACGGGCCGUGUCCCCUUUCACCCAGCUUUCAACCAUUCCUCGUGAAAGAGGACUUUUAUCUUUAAACCAUUGUUAUGGCAUGUGUGACGGCCUGAUUUUAGCGUUGUGGCCACCACUACUUUUCUCCCAUUUGUUUUGUUUUGAUACUGGCGUCACCCAGUAAAUGUGCUAUGCCACCCCUUUACCCCCCCCCUCCCCACACACGCAGUUUUCCCUUGAUUGGGUAAAUGUUGUUGAAGUUUAAAUACCUUCUAUUUGUUCUAAAGAAUGCUAUCAGGUGAGGCAAUAUCUAGAUUUUUUUUUACUGGAUGGUUCUGAUUUAAAACCCUAUAUAUAUAUAGGCCGCCAGCUUUCCUAGCCAUGAGAGAGGUUCUUGCUAAAUAUCCUAGACAUAUACGAGACUGUCUAAUGGCAAGAGUACUCUUUAUGUGUGUCUCAAUUAAUCUCUGCAUCUUUCGAGGAGUGUACCCUUUCACGUGCUGUGCUUUAAAUUGAUAUAGUUUUAAUGUAUAUAUAUGUAUAUAUAUAUAUAUAUAUAUAUAUAUAUAAAAGUCCAUAAAAACUCAUCUGUUUAGGUCCGCCUAUGACCUGUGAUGCACCCUCCUUGCCCUGUCUCAUUUUCUGUUUCGGGUUGAUCCUGAAGUAAAGGCCAAAACGUGUCAAAGUGUCCUCGUUUUAUAGCCAUUUUCAUUGUUUCUAUAGUAUAGUAGUUACUAUCCUAGUGUCUCAUUUUUAUUUUACUUAGUUUACAUGUUUUUCAUAAUUGUAAAGCGCUUAGAGCUUUAUGGUAAGCGCUAUAUAAAAAUGCCUAAAUAAAUAAAUAAAUAAUGGUAUAAUUAAAUUGAAUUUUGCAAGAAUAACUAGCUUUGGUAUAGUUUUCCUUUGUAUAUUGGUUUUCAGUCCUAUGUAAGGUAGUGUUCAUUCUACGAGCCAAAUCUUACAACAGAUAAAUUAAAUUUUCAAACCCACAUAACGGUUCGUAACACCAUACUUUAACCCCCCAACUGGAUCACCGGUCGCUUUGAUUGUGGCUGGGUAGACCCUUGCCUCUCUAGAAAGUCAGCUCUUUCAUUCUGGAGCAGCUUUGAUGGUUGUGAGGUAAGCUCACUUUUAUUUAUAUACACAGGCCCAGGUUGCGACAGCUGGGAGUUUCUAAAAUUGUCAUAUUAUUGUCACAUCAAGAGCUGCUGUUUCCCAAAUAGUCAUACAAUGUCCCACAUAUAGUUACCGUUCGGUCAUACAAGUGUCACGUAUAUAAAGCUCCUGUUUCUCAAAUGUCAUACCAUUGUCACACACACAGCCCCCUGUGUUGCGUACCCUUAUGGUUUAAAAAAUUUAAACUCUUUUACGAUUUGGCUGGUAGAAUAAACAAUAAAAAAAUGCGCUACAAGGGACUUAGAAAACAGUUUGCAGAGAAAACUAUAACAAAGCUAUUGAUCCUAAUAAUAUUCAAUUUAAUUAUACAAUUAAAAUUCUAUAAAACACAAAAAUUUAAAUAUAUUGAAACAAAAAAACUAUAUCAACUUACAGCACAGCAAGUGAAAAGUGAGCAAUACUCGAGGGAUACAAAGAUUAAUUUAUAGACACACAUAAACGGUACAAUCUUGCAAUUGUAAUGUCUCGUAUAUGUCUAGGAUGUAUAGCUAAAAUUUCUCUCAUGGCUAGGAAAUCUGCCGGGCUAUAUAUAGGGUUAAAUCAGAACCAUCUAGUAAAGAAAUUCCUCGCAGACAAGACCCUUGGUGGGGGUUAGGUCGCAGGUAGCAGAGUCUAGAGUAACAGAUGCGCACUGAGCACUGUCCUAUCGGCACAUACUUUAAAAGGCUAGACCAGGGGCCUCAGACUCACAUUCUCCGAGGGCCGCAAGAGGUUGAGCCUGAGUGAGACUGGGCCGCAUCAAGUAUUCCGCAAAAAAGCGAUUACAAAUUCAAUAAAGUGAAACUGUUGCUAUCUGCUCAACGUUUAUUAAUAACAAAUAAAAACUUUAAGGGCUCUCAAAAACUAGCUUCACUUACUUCCUCCUACUCCUUCUUGCCACAGACCUGGCAGUGCUUCUUCUUACACAGCUGAAUAACAUUUGGCUUGAGUGAGGAAGCAACUGGGACCCUCAGUAUAGCUUGAAGAUGCUCAUCAAUAAUUUUUUCACUGAACUUUCCACACAGAUAGGUACUCCCAAAAAGUUAUAUGAUCCGCUUGAACAACCUGAACAUCUCAGUGAAGUUGGAGGGCAGGGCUCUUAUAAAAUGUCCAGGCUUUUCAUUUUCUGCUUUUCCAUUCACCUCCCUGAACUUAGCCUUAAGCUCAGUAUUGCACUGUGAUCUAUCAGAAGCGCAACAAGCGAUGAGUCAGCAAAAAAUUGAAAAGUGGCCCUGUGUGUUUCGAAGUCUGCAAAACUGUGAGCCUUAUCGUAGAAAAGACCUUUUUGAAUAACCCUAUUUUGAAAGUGACCAAGCAGACAGGCUCGGAAUGUCCCUCACUCCUACACACUAGCGGCAAUUUUAAUAGGGAUUCUUUGAUACUGUGUCAGAUUGCUACGAUUUACGCAAUUAUGGUUGUGCAUUACCCAUAGGCUUAACCAUAACAGGGACUCUAUAACUGUCUUAUUAAACUUUUGAUAUUUGUAUAUACAAUAUUAGAAGCGUAUUUUCUCAAAACGGCACUUUGGCCAUGUUGUCUCACAAAAUGCUACAAAAUAAAAUCUUUAAUUCCAAUUUUAAAAGGUUUUACCAUAACAAUCAACGUCCUAACCUAUAAAAAAAAUAACAGAAAUCAGAAUUAUACUAGUCUGUGAGAUUCGACUGAAACCGCCGCGGAUUGUCCAUUAUACAUAUGAGAAUGGUGAAAACGCAUGGCCCGCAUUAACACUAAACUUUGCUGUCAGGCAUCGGUCCUAAAAAAAUAUUGCCUUACUUACGGGCUGCAAAUGGCCCGCAGGCCGUGAGUUUGAGACCCAUGGGCUUGACCAUAAUAGGCACGCUAUCUGUUGGCAUAGGAGCCUGAUCCAGAAACUCUAGAGCAGUGGUUCUCAACCUUUCUAAUGCCACGACCCUUUAAUACAGUUCCCCAUGUUGUGGCGACCCCAACCACACAAUUAUUUUCGUUGAUACUUUAUAACUGUAGAGUAUGUGUUUUCAGAUGGUCUUAGGCGACCCUUGUGAAAGGGUCAUUCGACCCCCAAAGGGGUGCGACCCACAGAUUGUGAACCGCCCCACAGAUUGUGAAACGCUGUUCUAGAGCAUGUUGACCGAAUGACCCUCACUAGAUGUUUCAGGGAUGGCCAGAGCGGCGGGAGAGCCAUACGCGAGGAACAUGUUAUAGUUAUAAAGCACAACUUAGCAGAUGGAGUGAUUGGCAAUGUACUAGCCAAGGUCAUAAGAGAGUAAGAAUGUGUGCGUUAGUUAGUAAGAAAUUCUAGAAAUUGCGCCAAUUGAUAUCAUUCUUUAGAACAAAUAUAACUCACUCGAACGUAAACAAUCUUUUCCCAAUCAAGGGCGGGAUGGGUAAGAAGUGGCACAGCAUGUUUGCUAGGUGACGUUAUAAUCAAAGCAAAAAAAAAGGAGGGGGGGGGCAAAUGAUGGUGCCUCAAAAUAUGCCUAAACAUAAGCCGUAACACACGGUUUCUCACAUGUUCAUACUGUUGUCACACAAACAGCCCUUGUUUCUCACAAUGUCAUAUCAAGAACUCCUGUUUCCACGAUACACGCCCAAGUCCAUAAACACAUGUCUCCUUUAUGGUAACUUCAGUAGAGCCACGUCUAUUUCUCGAACAGUGAGUGGCUACUUGGUCCAACUGACUUGGUUUAGGUGCCUUUAGGUUAAUCCGGCACUGAAUCUUAGCUACCCCAUUGUGGGGGCGCACCUCCCUGGGGACGCACCUUCCUGGGACGCACCUUCCUGGGGGCGCACCUCCCUGGGGACGCGCACUAGUUCAGAAUGGGACGCGAAAAUAUUAAUCGUUGUUCGUGGCUAUAUAAUAAUUGACUUAAUGAUUAUGAAGCAAGAGGGGCGUAAAGAAUAGAAAUUAACAUAUGUAGCGCAGUGUUACAAUAACCAAUUGAAACCACUGCCAUGCCACGCGAGUUCAAGUCCCGUUCCAUCGCCCUAUCUUUAGAGUGUAAACAUUGUGACCUGUAGGUGUCGCCAGGCCUAAGCCGCCUCAGAGCAUCACGGUCACGGUUACACCGAUGGAUUGUCUGAGGUGAGGGAAGAACAUCGCUCUAUCCAGGUGUAAACAAAGGUCUACGGCGGUGAUUGUUUGACGAAAGUAGCAACAGUAACGAAAGUAUGGGGGGAAAAGUCGGGGGGGGGGGGGGGGGGGGGGGGGGGGGCUCGGGCCCUAAAUGUUAUGUGGAUGACACACGGUGGUCGUAUCGGCUACAACUUUUUGCUGGCUCGCUGAAGGUAGUACAGAAAACGCUUGAAAUUGUGUAUCCGAAUUUACUAAGAUACCCGGUGAUGCAAUAGAAAAUGAGCGAAACAAAGAAUGGGAAAACCUGGGGAAAAAAGGACGCAACAAAACAAUGAUCGUGCCGACAAGACGCCUUCUUCGGCGAACAAACAACAGUAAAAACAAUACAAAAUAAAUAACACUUAGCUGCAAUGUAGUAUCCUGGAGUAAGCAGGAGGACUGUUUGGAUACUACAAUGGCAGCAAAGUGUUUAUUUUUUUAUUUUAUAUUGUUUUUAAUGUUGCUUAUUUACUCAAGAAGGCUUCUUGCCGACACGUUUCAGGUUUUCCCUUACUUUGUUUCACUCAUUUUCUUGUACCUCACCUGAUUGCAGUCUUUCCAUCUCAGUUGCUUGUAUGAAACGCCCCCAAAAAUCGGCCUUUUAUCGCUUUGCAUCCCCCCUUCAUUUACAUCUUCCAAUACCCUUGAAAACACUUAGCGACCCUCCUGUGUAUCGCGAGUUGCGGCCCGCCGGUUGAAAACCCACAGCUCUAAAGGCAAAGGAGUUGAAAGGGGUUAUUUCAGGAAGAUAAUUGGAAAUAAAAUAACUACGGUUCCUGGCUAUCGGAGAAUAAUUAAUUUAAGAUUUUCCAUAACAAAAUCAUUUUUUGCACCGACUUCAUUAAUUUUCAUGGCAGGCUUGUCCCCCACCCCCACCCCAAUAAUACAGACCCCAGAAUCUAUUAUUCCUUCCGAAAUUGCUUUCCACCCCCCACUUUUCAGAUUGUAUGAGUUGUUCUGAUCGAUACAACAAGCUUUAAUUUCAACAACUCCCAGCUAUAUGAUAUAUUCCAACAUUAUGUUCUACCGGCUCUAAAAUUUGUUUCCGCAAAGCUAAUUUUCGCGGGGGUGGGGUGGGAUACAACAAAUACUGACGUUGACAAUGCUAUAAAAUAACUGGAAGAAAACUCCAUCUUUAUAAUCUUGAGAGAUUUAUUUGACCUCAAAGCAUCUCAAUGAUGUCAAUCCGUGGAUUUCGCUUCCUUUCAUGGAGCAUAAAAAUGUCAACUUCCCAAAAUGCUGUACACAGAGAAUAGCCCAAAUACCCCAGAAAGGGAGUAUAUGGGUUCCUAACCCAUAGGCCGUGACCUCAUUUGGGGUCGCGAAGGGUUCUCCCUGGGGGUCGCCAGCUUAAACAGUAAACUAUAUACAUAUAUAGUGGGAUCCCGAUUGGUACCGAUCCCGUUAGGAUACCGUUCUCUGUUCCCCAUAGGGACCCUCUUUUCCGAUGUUAUCCCAUUUCCCGAUAGGAUCCCCAUCCCAGUUUAAUCCCGUUACCCGAUGGGAUGGCGUAUCCGUUGGGUUCCAGUUCACUGUUGAAUCUCGUUCCUCAUUAGGAUCCUGUUCUUCUAAGGAAUCAUGCUCAGUGCGAUUUUUUUCGAAUAAAUAUUUAGAUCCCAUUAAAUAUCCCCGUAGAACAGCGGUUCUCAACAUGUGGGUCGCGACAAAUUUGGGGGUCGAACGAUCCUUACACACGGGUCGCCUAAGACCAUCGGAAAACACAUAUUUAUUAAGUAGCAACGAAAAUAAUUUGAUGUUUGAGAGGGGGAGGGGUCACCCCAACAUGAGAAAUUGCAAUGAAGGGUCGCGGCAUUGGUAAGGUUCAGAGCCACUGCCGUAGAACAAUAUAGAACCUUCUUGAACAUUCUAGAUUUAAUUUAAUAUCCUCCAUGAAACGUGUAAAAAGAAUUACUUUUCUACGUAAUUAUUUCUCGAAUGCGAAAUAUUAUACAACUAGAUUGUACUACAAUAACUAUAAUACAUUUAAAUUGAAUUAGGGGCCCGGGUGGAGGCCCAUUUAAUAAAAUGCCGUUUUAUUUAUGUCUGAGAUUUGGGGGGGGGGGGGGGGGUUUAAAAAUCAUUCAGAUAAAUUAAGGAGUUAGAAUUUAAAAUUUGUCCCAUUAAAAUCGGUUUAAAAAUGCCUUUUUUAAAAUUAAAGUAUCGAACUUUCUAGGCCUAGAUCCAUCUAUUCUCACAGAACCUAUAGCAUUGCCUAAGCCUAUUGAUAUUUAUAGCUAUAAUAUAAGGAAAACUGAAAUGGGGCCCCCCGAGUAAUAGAUAUUAUGAGUCCCAUACCCUUAGGUAUUUGAAUAUGGAUAAUCGAGUGUUUGUGUACUAAGUUUGGUCAAGAUCCAUUUAUUCCUGUAGGAGUAUUUAUUGUUACUAAUUUAAUUUAUAUAUCUCAUUUAAGAAAAAAACGAAUUUUGGGCCCAAAGCCCCAAACGGGAAUUUUUUUUUAGUUUAAAACCCCCCUGUGUUUGAUUCUGGCUAAUAAUGGAUAUAUGUGCCAUUUGGUCCAGAUCCAUCAAUCCAUGUAAAAACGUACGUUGGAACAAAUCCACCCACAAACAUACAUUCGCUUUUAUAUAUAUAUAUAUACUAGCGGAUAUACCCGGCAUUUGCCGGGAUAACAUUCGGAACGAAGGAAAUUCUACAGUCUACAGCCUCAUCAUUAUUCCGUCGGUAUCCCGCUGCCGUUAGUAUACCAGUUCCCAGUGGGAUUCUGAUCCUUCUGGAUCCCACUUCCGGUAUGAUCCCAAUCCCAUCGGUAUUCUGAUCCCGGUGGUAUGUCGAUGCCAGUGGGAUAACGAUACCGGUCUGCUCAAAUACCACACUGUCCGGUCACCUGAUAACCCUUCUUCAAAAUGAAGUAGAAUACAACAGACUGAAGUCGCAAACAAUUCAUUGAUUUCAUUUUUUGUGUUAAAAGGAAAGAAGUUUGUUAUGUUCGCUUAUUUAAUUUUAAGGUCAUACUUGGGACCCAUAACCAGUCUACUUUCAGAAACUCUAACAACGUUCUGAUAGAAUUAGUCUAUCCUUCAAGUUUACAUAUAAAGACAGUCACUAACCGAAGUAUUGUUUUGAAUACUUAUUUAAAAGACAUGCCGAGCUGUAAUACAAUAUGACUUUAUAUUUCACGGAGUGGAACGUAAAUUAAUACAGUAUUGUUAGCAACUAGGUUCACGCAAUGACCACGGUGAACAGACAGCGCAGGAGGAGUUCCCUGCACCCCAUCCAGGUACAGGCUCUCAGACGGGGGUCUCUCCACCACACGCAGUUUCCACUGCUAGACCAAGAGGAGUCUGUAAGUAAUGUUUACUUCUCUUGUAUUCCCUCAACUACUGAUACGAGAUUCCAAGUAGAUUCCCUUUUAUAACCAGAAGCUUGACAAAUAACUCUUUUUUAAUACGACAGGUAAUCAAUAAAAUAAACAACACCAUCAUAGGAUAGCAUGCAGCAUAUUGAUGAGAUAAAUACCUUAAACAUUGAGGUAAAGACCUUAAGAUGGUAAUUUGAUUAGAUAAACAACACUGUAUGAUAGUAAAUUAAUAAGAUUUACAAUCCCUUACGCCUUAUGAUAGCAAAUUGAUAAUAUAACACCUUAUUUAAGUAAAUCAAUAAACCAAACAACACCCAAAGAAGUACACAGAUUUCUAAAAAGGUAACAGUUUUUAAAGUAUGUUUUCAUUGAGCAGAAGUGCAAUAAACUUGAAACAAAUUUUUAUGGUCAAACUUUUACAUCUUUUUGAGGACUAUUUAAAGACAGGUAAAUGUUGUUGUCAUAAAAAUAAAGCAUAAAACUAGUCAUAAAAGGGGGGAUAAAGGUAUAUUCUUUCUCUUUUUUUAAAGUAAUGUGUACAGCCGAAAGCAAUAUUAAAUGUGUGGCAUGAAGUCAGUAGCAAAUCAUUUAAGUGGGUGAGGUUGUGUUGAAUGAAGUUUUUUUUUUCCUGGAAAUUUUGUAUAAAUAAAUUUAAUACUGUAAGUGUAAGCACACAUCAUACAUGCUUUGUACAAAUUUUAUUUUGACAAUAAAAUGGAAAUAUUUGUAUUCUUAGUCUCCAAGCUUAAUGCAUUAACAAAAUUUUCUUUAAGGUAUUGGUCUAAAUAGUCUUUAAGCUUAAUGCACUUUUCUUUAAGGUAUUGGUCUGGUCAAAAUGAAAGAUUUGAAUACCAAAUUUGUUUUUAAUUUGCAAGAAGGAUACGUUUGGGGUAUAGUAAGUGUAAAAAAAUGGGGUUGAUAUAAAAAUUGUUAACAUGUAUGUAUAUAGUGAGAUGCAUUUUAUUUGCAAGGUUGUGGUGUGUAAGUCCCAAAUGGUUUUUUAACAAGUAACUGAUGACCACAAGAAAUAUAACACAAAGCCCAAUGAUACAUUUCAAUAUUAAUAUUCUAUACUAUUACAAUUCUCGCACAAGUUCCUUCUAUGAUAUUAAUAAUAAUAUAUAGGCUACUGAGUUCAUUCAGCGAUAUGUAAAUAAAUCUGCAUGUAUGUACAAGGAAUAAAUCAUCAGUAAUUUAUGACAAUGGUUUCUUUAUUUCUUGGAAAUUUACUAGUUUUUAGUUUUUACUAGCAAAAAAAAAUAUCACUUUUCAUGAUAUUAUGCUAAGUUAUUUAUAAUUAUAAUCAUAACAUCACAUUAAUAUAGUAAGUGAAUUUGACAAAUUUAUAAUUAUCAGAAAUAAAAAUGAAGUUACUUGACUUACAUAUUACUAUUACAAUAACAAAAAAUAUUUUACUUUACCAAUUUUAUUGCUAAAAUCAAUUAUUUAAAUAUUACUUUUAAUUUUAAUUUUGAUGUAGCUGAUAGUGAUAGAUUAUGUGAUUAAAUUAUGUCAUGAUUCAUGACGAUCAUGAAUUGAAUUGAAAACUGAAAAAAAACCCUGAAACUUGCUACUUAAUAAUUUAUAAAUAAUUUAUAUACAAAUAUAGUAUUAUAGACUAUAGACUAUAGAGGCAUAGCUACUAAAUACUGAAUAUUUUACAUUUAAUAGAUUUAUUCACAAGUGACAAAUGUCACCCUGUUUUGUAAUAAUAAAUAAACUAGGCCUAAUUGAAAUUAAGAGUGAAUGUAAAUUGUAAACAAUGAUCAAUUUUAUAAAACUGGUACUGGUGUUUUUCAUGGAUAAAAAUUCAAAUAUAAAAACUACACAAAACACAUACCUCCGUGUUUUAGUGCCUGUCCUGAUUCAAGGGGUAUCACAAGCAGAGGAAAAAUUCCACUUAAUCCUACUAAAAUCGCAGCAAGAAUAGAGAAAAUCCAAAUCUCAUAAGUAUUUCUCGAGGUAUCAACAAUUUCAUGAAUAGUGCCCCCACCUGCAUCGUCUUGUUGUAAUAUUCCCUGUUCAAGCAUCUUUGCCACGUCCGUAUCGGCUUCCAAAUCACUGAAACUGAGUGACGAUGCAGAGGCCCGCUUAACGUUCUUAAGUGGGUUUGAUUUGGCCCUGUGAAUUUCUCCAUUCGUCAGGUGUAGAUGGAUGAAAAUUAUGAUAACAAUUGUUUGGUGUAACAGCUGAUGGAGAUAACCGUUUUUCAUUAUCAUUUGUACGGACGACCAGAUUGACCUGACACCAUUCACCUUUGACCUGUAACCUAUUUAAUCAUGAAUUUUUAGUUUCGUAUAAUUUUAGCCUAUGCUAUUAUACAUUAUUUAAUUGUCAUCGUAAGGUUAAGUACAUUGUUACCUUUGAGUUUGAAAUAAUAGUGAAAAUGAGAUCCAGGCUUAAAACAUAAAAAUUAUAUCAAAAGCAAACAUUGUUUUUUUUUAGAACUUAACUAUACCCCUUCAGUUUCCUGGAAUAUUCCAAAUCUAUCGCUUAUAUACAUGAAGACUGCAGUAACUUGCGAGAAAGCGGGGGUGCCAGGCUGCAACAGGCUGAGUAGCAGACGAACGAUCUGGCACCGGCUGACGUGCUUACACACGUGAAGCAUCCUCUGAGGGAACGUAAACAAGAUGAUGCCAGAGUAGUGAGAUAAAAAUAAUUCACCUUCUACACACCCAUAGUUGGUGUGUAUAAAGAGUGACUUCCGAUUCUGUAUAGAUUAGAUAGACUUUUUUAAAAAGGCCAGAGCGAUACAAUUUUUACUUACUAGGCCUAUAAUUGGAAAGUAUUGCCACUUACAAUCAUAUUUAAUUUAUUCCUUAAGUUAGUAAAUGGAUUAAACAAUUCAUUGAUUAGGAGAGUGGAAUAAAACGCGUUUUAAUUUAACAAUGGAUGCUGCUUUUCGAACUACCAUUUUUGACAUAGCUCAAGACGCAUCACAGGCAGCAACUGCUCACAACGAAAGUCAAGGCUAUUAUAGCAGAGCGGUUAGUUGUUUUACUAUUAAUUGACCACCACAUAUUACAUGAUAAGCGCACACUGACUCAAAGAGUAGAGCUUAUUAAUUUGACCUUGAUUGAAUGAAUCAUUGAUGCGUGAAUCUGACGUCUCGUAGGAAUUGUACAGCGGCAUGAUGUUAUUUUAUUAAUUAUUAAUUAUAGUGAUAAUGUUCAUUAUUUAUAAUUUUAAUUAGCCUAACUAUACAAAUACAAAUAAUUUACAUUUUAAGUUAUAAGCCUAUUACUAAUAAUACUAAAAUUUAAACACUGUCAUAACUAAUUUUAAACUACAUACUACUGACAGUCUACAGGACUAUAGGGCAGGGGCCUAGUAUACUAGACUAUAGCCUACUAUUUAUACUAAUACUAAUACUAAUAAUAAUAUACUAACUAAGACUAUUAUUUAUUACUAUCUAUUAAAACCAUUGACAGUGUCCUACCUAAAAUGCUUAAAAGUAAAAGUAAAGUAUACUAAAUACUUUAAUUGUAAUAAUUAAAUUUGUAAUACAUCUUAUUUAGACUAGUAUUACUAGUUUGGGUGUAUUAUAACAAUUAUAUGAGUAUGAAAGUAUGAGAUAAUAAGUGGUAGUAAAAGUGAACAAUUUCAUGACUAUACUAUUCUAUAACUAUAAUAUAGGGGCCUAUUCUGUAGUUAGUAGCUGAAGUUAAAAUAAAAGUAAGAUAGCUCCAAGAUUCAAACCAUAUUUUAAUUUUGAAUUGAGAAAAGACUUAUGUCUAAAGUCUAAAGUAAUUAUAGUUUAUUCCUAAACCUAAAUUAAAAUAAUAAGUUAAUGAAUGACUAGAAUAUGAAUAAAAUAAAGUUGGACUAAUUGUUUGCAUUUUGGGGGUACAAUAUACUAAUUAUUUAUAAUUCUAAUUACCUACUAAUUACUAAUUUUAUGUUAAGUAUGGUGAAUGAACAGACAGAACAUCAGCUUAGUUACUUUCUCUUUAUUUUCUCUUUACUGUAAUAAAUUUUUUUUCUAUUUUUGUCUAAAAAAUUUUUAUCCAAUCAAUCCAGGGGCAAAGGUGCCCCCCCCCCCCCUUGCGGGCGCCCAUGCCUACACAUGUAAAUUAUAUUUGUCAGUAUUAGUAGGCCUAUAUAGCCUACUAUGUAUAGGCCUAAUAUAUGAUACUUUCAAAAUUUUUUUUUACUUAGUUACUUUUUCUUUUUUUUCUCUUUACUUUAAUAAAUUUUUUUUCUAUUUUUGUCUAAAAAAUUUUUAUCCAAUCAAUCCAGGGGCAAAGGUGCCCCCCCCCCCCUUGCGGGCGCCCAUGCCUACACAUGUAAAUUAUAUUUGUCAGUAUUAGUAGGCCUAUAUAGCCUACUAUGUAUAGGCCUAAUAUAUGAUACUUUCAAAAUUUUUUUUUAUCAGAUCUCAAAGCAAUGCAUUUUUAACCAGUUACUCAGAUUAAUUAAUUGAUUCUUAAAUUGACUUAACUCUUAACUGGUUUUCAACAGCCCUAAUGAUGAUCACAUAUCCUCUUUAACUUUAAUUGCAGUUACUGGAUGGGAUGUUAUUUCUAAUGACUACCUCAAAAAGUCUUAAAAUAAACAGCAACUAUUAAACAUAUAUUGAAAUGUAUUUUUAAUUUCUUUAUUAUAUAGCCAUAAAUGAAUAUGUUAAGGGCUGCACAGGUUUUAAAUUGUCAUGGUAAAGUCCUUAAAGGUUUAAAGGAAGGAUGCCAGUAAAAAGAAGUAGAGUCUAUUGCUUUUUUUUCCCCAUUCCAUUGAGCGAAAAAUGAAAAUUUUCAUCUUAAUUUUUUGCAUUUAUUUGUUCUUCCCUUAAUAAAGUGUCAUGCUUAUAUGCUUAUAGAUGAAGUAUAAUAUUGAAAUAAUAAUAUUUAUGUUCCAUCUAAACAAGAUUGCAUGCUGAAACAUGAUGUUAAAAGUUAGUGAAAUAUGCUGGCCUUUCAUGGUGAUUAAAAAAAUAUCUGUUUACUAUUACUCACACUUUCUAUUGCAGAGUGUGACCAUUGAUAAGGUACCAGACAAACUUCUUCUACACAUUUUUAGCUUUUUGCGACAUUCAGAGCUUGGAAAAGUGGCCAGGGUUUGUCGAAAAUGGAGAUUACUAGCCUAUGACAGUCGUUUAUGGACAAGAGUUUCACUUCGCCCAGAAUACUCUGGCCUUCAUGUGUAUUCUCCUGAGGUAUUGCAGGCUCUUAUAGGAAUUCGUUUUGGUUCAACUUUGCGAUACAUUGAAAUUCCCAGUGACCUAAUUACUGCUCCUGUUCUCCAUGAACUCUCUAACAAAUGUCCUGCUCUCAGGUACUUAUAAUUAAAUUUCAGUGCAUAUUUACCAUUAUUUCUGUAAAAUAUAUUUUAAAACACUAAAGUAGUACUUGCUUUCUUAUUGUUUUGUUAUCUUCUUAAAUGUUCUUUUAAAAAUCAUAAUUUUGGUGACUUAUUAUAUGGUUUAAAAGUGAUCAUUCAUUAAGUUUAAAUUAUAGCAGGCUGAAUGAGUCAGUGCAAAAUAUAAAACUUGAGUGUAUGCUAAGAUGACAAAAUCAUGAACUGGAAAAAACAGGACACAACCAGGAGGGUUUGGGGGAUACCCUCCAGCUUUAGAGGGGUCCGGGGGCCUCCGCCACAAACUUGUUUAUUGAAAUAUGCUCAUUUUAACUAUAAUGAGACCCAGAAAUCUUUUUAAAUUUACCUUCACUUUGGUAAUUUAAUUUAAACAGAUGCAUAUCAUAAACGAAAACAAUAAUUUUGGAUCGUCUGCGGAGUGGUGGAGGGGAACAGUGCAGCCAUCAUGCAAGCCCACAUCACUACUGGCACUGGCUGCACAGCUAGCCAAAAUAUUACUUGAAGUUAUAUUAUAAAUUAGGAAGUUUUAGUGAUUUGAAAAUGUGUUUGGUUUUAGACAUUUAGGUGUUCCGAGAGACUUUUUCAGGACACUGGGUACAAUCUUGAAAAAAGGGGAUGUUUGGUCACCCUGGUGUAUGCUGUCAUUAAAAGAUGCUAAAAAUAAAACAUGUUUAACUUUAUGUGCUUCUUAAAAUGAGUAUUUUCUGCAGUCAGUUAAACACAGCUUGUAAAUCAACUUGGUUGACUAUAAAUGCAAUAUAUAGGCCUACUCUGUAAGUAUUGACAAGAAAAAAAUUUAAGCAGGAACUGAUAUCUUGAAGCAGGGGUCGAUAAUCUUUUUUUAGAAAUUACCCCAAAAUAUAGUAGUAAACAUCUAAAUUACCUCCUUUAUUCUCAUUUUCACACAAACUGUGGUCAUUUACACUGGUUUGCUGACCUUUGCAUUACUGAAAUAAAUGUAUACUAUUUCCCCAGGUACAUGACUCUUGACUUCUCCAAUGCCAUGCAGCUGCAUGACUUCAAUGACCUGAAUGCAUUUCCUUGUAACUUGAGAAGUUUAUGCAUCUGUUUGUCUGAAGUUAUCUUCCUGGAAGGAUUUAUGCGAAGAAUUUACAGCUGCCUGUCAUCGUUAGAAGUUCUCCAUUUAAUAGGUAUUCUAGUCAUAUUUGAAAUGCCAAUUACCUUCCCCUGAUUAUACAACUUUUGUUAAAGGUUGUAGAUAAAUUAAACUUAAAAUAUACAAUCAAGAAUUUUAGUAAGUUGUCAAAAACUGGCUAAAAUAUUUACCCCUCUAAUUCUCUUGGUCUGGGAAAAAACAUAAAGACUUUGUAAUUAUUUCUUCUCAGAUUUUUUUUUCAUUACCACUAGCCAAUAUACUCUGCUCAUGUUUGUCUUCAGUAAAAAACUUCUAAAGUGUUACCACUGUACAUGUAAAUAUAGGGCUCUGUCAAAAACACUUUGUUCAAGUUCCAAUUAAAAUUAAAAAAAUUACCCCAAUAAAAAGCCAGAUUUUUAAUAACUCUUGUAAACAUUGAAUUUGGGGCCCACUCUUUUUCUGUUAAUAUUCAAGCUGGCCACAGCCAAAAACCUUGAUAAAUACAACUUUUCAUAGAUGUCUUAAUUAAAAAAGGUAUUCACCUUUGCCAAAGCUAUAAAUGUUUAUAAUAUGAAACGAGUUUUAUAUCAGUUAUCAGCUUUUACAUUUUGAUAUCAACUGAUCCACAUUAAAAGUCAGAUUGACAUAUUUUAUAAGAUCUAAAGCAGCAAAGUGUCAAAACUUAUUGCUGAUUUUUGUUUAUGCAUAUGUGUCCAUCCAAAAAGUAUGUCAGGCUCUGGGACCAGGGGAGGGGGUCCUAGAAAGUGUGAAAAUUUGUGACAGAUGGAAAGGGGUAAAAUUGUGAAAAUAAUUUUAAAAUCUUUUUCUUCUUCAGCUAUUUUACCCCACUCUUCUACCAGCUAUUUUGAAGAGCUCUUUUACAGCUAUGCGUCUCCCUCUUUUAUUAGCUAUGUUGGUGGUACUUGCAUUUCUAUUGCCUGGUCAUUAAAAUGGAUUAAAGGACAAUAAUAAAUACAUUUCUUUAAACACUUAGCAGCCCUUAACCCCCCCUCCCCUUUUUAAAUUCGCCUGAGCUCGGAGCGUAGAUGGACCUGCAAAAAUUUGUAAAUAUAUUCUAGUUUUAAUAUCGCAGUAGAAUAUUAAAGACACAUAAUAAUAUUUAAUUCAGAUACAAAUCAUGCAACAUUAGUACAUCAGCUUUCACGGUUAAAUCCAGAGUUUAAUAUCAGGGGCUAUUUUGUCAGCUGCCCUUUUGUCUGGGGCCUUUUUGUCAAGGCCCUUUUGUCAAGGGCCUAAAUAAUCGAGCCGGUUUUGUUGGAGGCACUUUUGACAGGGCCCAUGUGUCAGGGGCAGUUUACUUGAUCAAAACCAGUAUCCUUCACCUUAUCGCUUUCAAUUGAUAGUAGAGGCAGACCAGAAAGCUGUGGCUGUCCCAUGGUGGAUAGUAGAUAGUUCUUAAUAAACCGUAGUUUUGAAAAGCUCCACUCGCAUGACACCACAGACACACAGAUCGUAAGAAGCAAUUGAAGGCUUAGCGAGAGUAUUGGAAGAGAUUCAGGAAGUCCCAUUCAGCUAUGAAUUUUAAAACAUCAAAUACUGACUAUUCCAUGAUAAUAUGAGUAAAACAGAGUAGGGUUAAACCUGAAAAAAUAAACGCAACAAAACAGCGAACGUGUCGGCAGAAAGCCUUCGUCAGCGAACAAAACAACAGAAAAAACGUUAUAAAAAUAAGAAAUAGCACUUAGCUGGUAAGUAGUAUCUGUGGGCAGCAAUAGAAGUGUGGCAGAAACGCUGUCAGAUGACAUACAUAGGGGAGACUGGACGCCGUCUCUCGGACAGGUGUACCGAACACCUCCGAAACAUUACACAAGAUAAACAGUGUCCCGUCUCCAAACACUUCAAUAGUAGCGACCACCAGGGCAAGGCGGACUUUUCAAUAAGUGCGAUUGUGGCUAGCACUAACACCGCCAGCCGGGUCAAUUUGGAACACAGACUUAUCCUGACUUACGGCACUUUGACGCCAGAUGGGAUUAAUGUUAUGUCUCUGUUCACAGCUUGACCCUAGCUCCGCCCCUCCACGUUCUGACCUAUCACAGUGAACAUUUUUCUCCCCCCUUUUUUUCGCCGCUGCUUAUUUAAACUCUCACUCAUUUUCCUUCUGCCACACUUCUAUUGCUGCCCACAGAUACUACUUAUCAGCUAAGUGCUAUUUCUUAUUUUUAUAACGUUUUUUCUGUUGUUUUGUUCGCUGACGAAGGCUUUCUGCCGACACGUUCGCUGUUUUAUUGCGUUUAUUUUUUCAGGUUUAACCCUACUCUGUUUUACUCAUUUUAUUUUGUACUAACCUGAUUGCAGUUUCUCCCCUUAUUAACCCCUGACUAUUCCAUGACUUUGUAAUAACAGUUGCCUUUAGGUGUCUUCUAAGCCUUGGUAUUUAUUUUAAAAGUUCAUCUUCUGAUAACUCAUCACAGAAAGAUGUUAAUUUUGGUACGGACCCCAAUAAGCCUUCACUACCUGAAAAUAGACUUUUGGUUUGAGCAACCUCAAACAUAUCUGCUACUUCCUUUAUCGCUGAUGAUCUGAUCUGGAGUUCAGAACCAAAGCGAUCAAUACAUUCCAGCAUCUCCCAACUGUUUUCUUUUGCGGAGAGUGUCAGCAUCUAUCAGUUGUUCUCUUGCCAUUCUCUUCUUAAACCUCAAUCUUCUCUAUGCCAAAAUUUCAUGUUGGUCUGGUCUUUUUAAUAGCAUGUUCCACUAAGUCACAGCGCUUCUUAGGCAAUAACGAUCUUAAGGCCUCAAGGUGCAGAUACUGCUGUGUAAGAUUAAAUUCCUAUAGUAGAUCAACCCAAAAGUAAAGGUAGCAGAUACACGUGAAAUCACAUAGCAUGUAAAAGACCUUGUGCUAUAUGACAAUUGUGCUCAAAUGUUAAGGGGCGGUGCUAAAGACAAAUCAGCGAAAAUAUUUAUUUAUGAGUAUUUCUGGGUUUGGAUAUAUUUGGUUUCAAAAACCUUUUUUUUUUAAAUUUAAUUAAUUUAAAUUUAUUAUUAAAAAAAUGUUAGAAAAUUGUGUAAAAUACUAUUUUGUUAACCUUAAAAAUUGGUAAAAGUAAUUUUUUAAUGUUUUUAAUUUAUUACCAAUUCGAUUCAUGUACUUUGAAUGGCCCGACCACAUCAUAUUUGGUAAUGGAAAGCUUUAUUUCUCAGAAUUUACCGUAUUUUCCGGCGUUUAAGACGACUUUCUAGACCCAAAUUAAAGUGCAAAACUUGGGGGUCAUCUUAUACGCCGGGUACAAUGGCCGAAAUAUAGUUUUAAUGCCUGCAGAAUACUCCAUACCUUGUACAAGAGGUAGCCAGAUCGGUGCCAGGCCCGCUGGGUGGUCGGUAGUGGGUAUGGAGGCGAAUCCCGAAGCCGCCAUCUCCGCGUGCGCGUCAAGGUUUAAAUAAAAUCUGUUAAGUUAGAUGUGUUUUGGUGAUUUUAAUUACCAGAAAGUCAACAGUUUUGUUUAAAUCAAAUCUGAUGUUUUUUUUUUAUGUUUCUGAUUUUUAAAUCAGAAACAUAAAAAAAACAAAAACAUCAGAUUUUAAUUAAAAAAAAAGGAAACUCAAUGAUGGACUGAAAUUUUUCCCUUUGAAUCAUCCACGCUUUCAAUGACGUUUUACUAAAUGCUGAUUUGGGGCUAAAUCACAAAAUUGCUAUUCACACUUUCCUACACACAUCUACUAUAUAAAGCUGGUAAAAAAAAUUAAUAAAAGUACUCAUAGUAUAGUAAAUCCCUAUGUAGGUAAAGCACCCUUCAUGAACUAUGUGAUAAUUCUAAUCUAAUAUUCAGCCCUCCUUAUACCGCACAAUGAACUGUAGUUUCUUAAAAUGGUGCAAUGUGUAUUUUCAUAUAAUUUAAGAAUAUGAUUGGAUUAAACAGCUAAUAUUUUGUUGAAAAAAUUAUUUCAAAUAUUUUUUGAAAGCACACUAUUCUGCAAACAUAGAUAAAGCUUCAUUUAAAAUCCUUGCACCAAAUAUAAGUUCACCAAAAACUUGCCUUAAAUAGAUGUUUGAAAGCGCACCAUUCUGAAUAAAUCCAUUCCUGUGGCCUAAAGCCCAUGUAGGGCUUUGCUCACCACUUCCUUCACUCAGAAUGAUGCUUUUCUUUUCCAUGCUAGGAUUCCCAGCUGCUGUACAUCUUUUUUCACAUCAUCCAUCCAUAAAAGCCCAAGACUCCUUUUGAUCCAUUUUCUUCUGGAGUUUUGUUGGUGCAUCCUUUUCACUCUUCUGUCAUUUGGCAUUCUUUCUAAGUGUCCUGCCCAGCGUAGCCUGCCCUUUUUUAUUCCUGCUACUAGAAUGGGAUAUAGUCUAUAAAAUUCCUGGUUGGUUUGUAUUCUCCAUCCAUAAUCAUCUUUUGUUGGUCUAUAUAUUUGCCUGAGAACUUUUCUCUCCCAUGUGUUAAAUGGGUUUUCUGCCGUUUUUGUUAGGGUCCAAGUUUCACAACAUGUUACUUCUGGUCUCAUUACAGUUUUAUAUAUAAUUUUCUUUGUCUUCCUUGUUUUAAAAAAAAAAAUCUUUUGGUUAUUUUGUGACUACUGAAGUAGAUAUUCUUUCUUUUAUUUCUGUUUGUAAUUAAUUUCUUCCACUUAUUAAGGAACCUAUGUAUUUGAAUUGAUUUACUUUUUCAAAAGUCUGGUUUCUAAUUUUAAUUGUUUUAUUUGUCUGUUCUUCUCUUAAGAUAGUCUUGUAUUUUGUUUUUUGGUUGUUAGCUACCAGCCCUGCUUGUACCGGUAGUGAUGCAUAUUCUAACUCAAUAAAGGGUUUUGAUAUGUCUUUACUACUUUCCCCUAACAGUGCUUUUUUAUCAGAAUAUGCAAGAUACUGAAGGGGUUGGUUGUAGAGGAGUCAAUUGUUUGUGGGUCUUGGGGUUUCCCUCAGAGAAUAUCAUGUUAUUGUUCCGCAGGUGUCAAUAUGCAUACUUCUUAUAACUCUGUCUAAUGUUUGGUUAAAUAGCAUACAAGCCAGUGAGUUGGCUUGUCUUAGGCCUUGUUUGAUCUAAAAUUCCUUUGAAUAUUCUCCCUGAACCUGUAUUUUGCUUUGUGAGCUGUUUAAUUUUAUAUGUAUCAAUCUUGUCACUUUGUUGCUUAUGCCAAACUCCUGCAGAGUUUCAUAUAGAUAAUUUCUUUUGAUGCUGACAUGGGCCAUUUUAUAGUCAACAUAAAGUCGAUGUACAGGGACAUCAUUUUUGUAACAUUUCUCUAAUAGGCAACUGAUGUUGAAAAUCAGAUCAGUUGUUGAUCUGUUUUUUCUGAAUUUGCUAAGUAGUCACCUAGUAUUUGUUCAGUGUACGGUUGUAGUCUUUUGGCAGUUAGUUUUGUCAGUAUUUUCUAUGUAAAAUUUAAUAGGAAAAUUUUUCUGUACUUUGUGCAUUGAAGAUUGAAACCUUCCUUGUGUAUAGGGGUCAUUAGUGCUGUUUUCCAUUUAAAAAAAAAAAUUUCUCUUCUCUUAUAAAUUUAUUUGUCUGAGUGUGUAGUUCUGAUCCGCCAUAUUUAAUGUUCUGCCGUUCUGAAUAAAGGCCUAAAAUGCUUACACCAAAAAUAACAUAGCUUUAAUGUCCCUCAAGCCAUGUGAAAAUAAUAUUAUUUUACUUUUUACCCUCUACAUUUUACAAACAAUUUUUAAAUAUAGCUUUUGGGAUAAGAAGGAAUGGCCAUGUCAAAUUGUUAGCGAUCCAUUGUUUGGUUUUCUUGUGAUUGAAUAACCCAUUUACUACAAACAAACAAACAUAGUCACACAUUUAGCUUUAAAUAAUAGAUAUAAAAAGAGUGGCACACAUUUUUUUAGCAUACAUUAUUUCCAAAUAUUUUAAAAUUAAUUUCAUAAAUGUAAGAAUCUUAUCCUUUCAGUUUUAUUAUCCUAAGCAAAUUGUUUCAGUUCAGUUUUUAUAUCACAAUUAUUAUUUUUCUUACUAAAUCUGAAUCCUUUAUAAGAGUGAUGCAUAAAAAAAAUCUCAUCCUUCAGGAACAUUUGAACUGUCGUCAGAAUCAGAGGAGGACAUUUAUGAAGUGAUUAAUAUAAGCAAGAUCAAAGCCCACACCCCUAACCUCAAAGUGGUCAACCUCUAUGGGAUCACAUUUCUGGAUGACACCCACAUUGAGCUCUUGGCCUCCAACUGUAUCCACAUCGAGUGUCUGGCCUUGAACUUUUGUCUGCGGGUCAAAGGCAGCUCCUUCAAGAACCUGAUUCAGCGCUGCAAGAAACUGAAGUCCCUGUUGCUGCAUCAUGCAGGUAUGUUUUAAGGGUGAAAUAGAAAAGAUUAUAUGUUUUGGACGAUAAAGAAAUUUAAAUAACACAUCAUUUUUUAUAUCUGAUCCACUAAACUGCUGAAUAAAAGAGACUUGUGGGUCUAUGUCAGGGCUGAGAAGUUGGCAGAGAGAAAUAUGUUAUUUAGGAAAGUUAACUUGGGGAACAAGGAAAACAGGGAUUAUAUAUCACUAAAAAUGACAAAACAAAAGGAUAUUUUAGGGCGAUUAACAUACAAAAUUAGAUGAAAUAAUAAUUGGAAUGAUCUGUAAUAACAUAAUUUCCUUGGAAGUUGGUCCUCACCAACACAGCCUGAAUUUAUUAAAAAAAUUAUCUGGUGUGUGAUAGAAAUUUGUUAACUCAAGUGCAUUGUAGGUUUUUUAAAAAAAGGUUGGAAACCACAGCAUAUAUAUAAGAAUGAGCUAGAGUUACAUAACCCCUAAAGGGAGAUAUGAUUUAAGUACGUUCGGAUUCCUAAAAACAAUCAUAGUUAUUUUCUAUUAAUUUACAGAAAUCAAAUAAAUUUAAAUGUGCAAAAAAUAUUUUAAAUCCGCCUUUAUUUUCGUAAACGUUUAAAUAUUAUUAUUAUAAAUUACAAAUGCAUUUAAAAUAUCAAGUUAGGAAUUAUUUUAAGCAUUUUAUAUGUGUUUAAAAGUUAUGAAAAAAUAAAAAAAAUGUAAAAAUCAUGAUCUAAGAAUUACACGUAAUCACAUUUAUGAGGAAAACCCAAACAUCAGUCGUUUUUAGUGCGUUUUUAAUAUUGCGGGAAUAAAGUUUUUAAUUAAUUUGUUCUAAAUAAUCUUGCAAAGGACAUCAUAGCGCCAAUGGCUUAUUUCUCCAAAACUCUUAGGUUUCUUUAAAUUUAAUAACCGAGCGUGACAAAACUGAUUAUGUAUUUUCCCUUAAUUUAAAAAGCAAUCAAUUGUAAUUAUUAAUUUUACUUUUAAGGUUAAUAAAACACACACACAUUUCUGCUGCGUAUAUUAACAUUAAACAGUUUUACCUUUUUGUAUUCCAAAAAUAUGCAUUUAUAAAAAUUAUAACGUAAUAAAAACUAACCUUUAAAUAUAAUUCUAAUAAGAAAAUGCGGUUUAAGUCAAACAGUGCAGCGCAGCGCCAUAGCCAAAUGGCAUUAACUAAUCCACUUAUAACUAAAACAAAAAAGAACGAACCGUAUGAAGUGCAAAUUAUUUUAGUUUGGGUAUGGAAGGGACUACAUUAACUAAAAAAUUCUGUCCCUGGCGUACAGCUGCAUAGAUGGCUCAGCAAUGGAAUAUCUCAAGGAACUUAUUUAUAAACAUGUACCUCUGAACUGCGGUCUUCUGAGUGUUCCUAGAAUGGAUGAACACAGAAAAAAGUCUUACGGAGUGCGCUCUUUUGAAGUGAUAGUGCCAAAAUUAUGGAACAGUUUGCCACAAUCUUUGAAGGGAAUUGUAAAUGUUUAAAAAUCAUUAAGAAACAAUUAAAAACUUUUUUGUUUCAAUAGAUUUCGGAGGACCAGAGCGCAGUGAGCAUGCUAAAGUGGCCUGAAUACCAGCGCAAUAUAAAUAUCAAAUCAAAUCAAAUUAGAAGAUUUUUCUAAAUUUAUUUAAAUCUGGGUGGGGGAGGGGUGGUUACUUUGCCUAAGGCAGCACAAGAUACGUCUCAAAAUAAAGAAAUGAAUUUGAUAAAUAAUUAACCUUCUUGGGAACAUACAUUUCGGAGGUAGGAAAUAGGAUGUGUACAUUUUCACGUGGAUGAUAAUAUAUUUAAAUCCUAUGGUAUUACAUUUGGUAAAAAAGAGAUGUUACAUUCUCUUUUUACAAAUAUGUGUAUGUUCAUUUUGCUCAAGGCAGAACAAGAUACGUCUCAUAAUAAAGGAAUGAUUUUGAUAAGUAAUUAAUUUUCUUGGGUCAAUACAUGUCGGAGGUAGGAAAUAAGAUGUUUAACUUUAGUUUUAAUAAUGAUCCCAUAUUUAUUUCUUUGUCUCACUUGGGUGAAUGUUUUAAAGAAUAUGUUCAAGAUAUGGGGCAUGGUUGACUUUGUUUGAUUGAUUAAGUGCUGGCCAGAUCAGGCCUGUGUGGCCAUCUCGUGGGUAUCUAAGUAGUAGUGGCUGAUAUAGAACCCAAUAUUGAAUAUUGACCAUACAUUUAGCAAUAAGCAGCCCAAACUUCUUAAAGGAAAAAAAGUGGGUGGGGGGGAAGAGAGAGAGACAAAGAGAGAGAGAAACAAUACGCUAUUUAAAAUGAUAAACAAUUUUAAUCAACACAAAUUCCCUUUGAAGCCAUACUAAUUUGUGUAGAUUAAUAUUGUUUAUCAUUUUAAAUAGUUUAUUGUUUCUCUCUCUGUCUCUCUCCCCCCCCCCCCCCCCCCCACACUUCCCUUUAAAAUUUAAAAAUAAUAAUAAUAAUAAAUGUGCAUAGGAAUUUUCUAAAUAACACUAUUGCACGGCUCCCCACAGUGUCUGAAAAAAGUUUGAGGAUCCCUGAUCUAGGGGAUGCCUGAGAAUUAGAGCCAUUGGUGAGAUUCUAGUGGUUCACACUUCUAGAGUAGAGACGUUGUAAACUGUUGGUUAAACCCUUGGAAUGCCAGCCCCUUACUCCCACAACUUAUUGGAACAUUCAGAGGUUAUAAAGUUUUAAUUGGUUUGAAUGAUUCUGUCAUUCUACAACUUAUUGAUACAUUCAGGGAUUAUAAAGUUUUAAAUGGUUUGAAUGCCACUCUAAUGCUACAACUUAUUGGAACAUUCAGAGAUUUAACUAUCUAUGCUUUUUGAAUUCACUCCUAUCUGUAUCUAAACAGAGACUUAUUGAAAAAUAAAAUCAUUGACAUGUGUUGACAAUGAGUAGGAUCUUUUUCCAGAAGCGCCUUGAUUUUUGUAGUAGAUUAAUACAUUUAGAUUUUUGUACAUGAAAAAAGUAGACAUCCCCUAAAAAAAAAUCUCGAAUAGGUUUUUUGGGUGCAAAAAUGUAUAUAAGACCAGGUAUUAUUUUAUGAGUAGCUCUAUAAGCCUCGAUAAAAUAGCUCAGGGAUGGGCAAACUUUUUGUGAAGUGGCCCACAUUGACAAAGAUAAAGCUAUUGGAAGGCCGCACGUAUAUUUUGUCCAAUUUUUAAAUGUCAAUAAACAUUUCUCUAUAUUAAAAUCAUUACAUGACAAAAGUCAAGGACUGUUUAAAAAAAUAGAAAAUUAGAAAGAAUUUGAUCAAAAGUGUUAAAACAAUCACAAAGGUACAUGAAAUUUAACAGAGUAACUUAAAAACAAAGUAAUGUUUUAUUUCUAAACGCCUUCGAGGGCCGCAUAAUAUCAGUUGCCGGGCCGCAUUUUGCCCACCCCUGCAAUAGCUUAUUAAAUCAUUUUGUGGACCGAAAGGGGAAGCUUUGACUGGAGAGAGAAUCCCCCAAUUUAGAAUGUCCUUGCUGUAAUUAAUGAGGAAAUGCCAAGGUUUACCGUAUGAAACUGUUCAAUCCGCCUCAUGUCCAAACAGACCUGUCUCCUUGUCUGGGAAUCGAUUAGUGAUUAGACGCAGAGUCUGGUCACUCCAACAAUUUUGUUUUAUUUAUAGCAACGGUACAAAAGGACAUCAUUAUUUUGAGCGGAGCAUGAAGCUAUAUGAUGGAUGGUUCAAUGCCCGGACUGCUCGUGUCCCACAAAACAAAAGCUCCACGACUCAGAACUUUUCCUCAGCAAUCAAGCCAGCGUUUAGCUUCAAAUAUUGAUGGAUGUAUCAUAGGAAGAUAGCACGUUUGUUAACAUGCAUUUUUAGCCUGGAUUGUGUCAACAUGUAGGCUCACUGCGGAAGAGAAUUUUUAAUAUAUAUCUGUAAAAGUCGUCCCCCCCCCCUUUGUGUGUUUGUUUUUGUUUUGUUUACAAGAUCUUCUAUUGUGCAAUGUGCAUAGUGUGACGUACUUGGAUUUAAAGUGUAACGUACUUAAUCACACAGAGGCGUGAUACCAAUGUCAACCGUUAACUUAACACCUACCUUGACAAUGUCUUUCAAAUGAACAUCAAAUUAUUGGACAAAACAUGCUUUCAAGUGACGGAUUUUAUAAGAAUCCCAAUAAGCGCUAACAUCUGGGAAUUUCAUUUUGCGCGCCUUUUGAUCUCAGCUUGACAGCCCUACGUACAGACCUACAUAAUUGUUAUUUAAGAUGUUUCAUGACUAAAAUAUGAUCUGACCUGUGCAUCACACCAAUACAAAGUAAAAGCUUAUUUGACGUCUAAGGUCAUCUCACCAAGUCAAUUAUUUACGAAUGCCGUUAUUUAUCAUUGUAUAGCUUUUGAGUCUAGUUUAAACCUCACAUGCGAAAUAACCCCUUCCCCCACUUUUUUUUCCCGACGCCUCCACCCUUUUCUACACCCAGCUAGCACGCGGGGAAAAGUUAAUGCAAUAUAAUACCUGUGUAUACCACAGUCAAAAGGUCAUGAGUGGGAAAAAAUAGUUUCCUCUUAGCACUGGAUAAAUUUGCUUGAACCCGAUGCGCACUAACACAACGAAUACCAUCUGUACGCCAAGGCUGAUAAUAGCUCACUGGGACGUUGCAUUCGACAAAAUACUAUAGAGCAAGCUCAGUCGAACCCACCCAUCUUCGACCUUUCUCGUCUUCGUUUGUCCCCGCCACUGACUCAAAGCAGCGAUCAGUAGCUUCAGUUUGGCGUUACACCAUUCAGAGAUAUGUGGAACUACCUAUAGCCGGCCAAAACAAUGGCGGUCGAAAUGCGUGAACUUCCACUAAUAUUACUUGACGCACUUUAUAAGAUUACAUAUUAGUGCCAACGCACCCCCACCCCCGUACGCCACUGCUCCUGAACUAUAUUACUAUUCUAAUGCCCCACCCCUUUUAUAAAUCCUUUAUACUAACUUCUCUUUUGCUCGUGUGUUUCUGUGUUUUAGGCAAACAUCUUCGUACAGCUUAUUGACCCACGUCCCGUCAUCCUAUCGAACAUGGCCCAUAGACUUGUUUCCAAUGACAACACAUGCUUACAAAAUUUCAGCCCCACUCCAACCCCCAAAAUCUGUUUUUCCUGUUUUUCAAGAGGAAGAUGAAUGAAAUAUGAUUUAUUCAAUGGUUGCGUGUUUGGGUGUUGAGAUUAAUUGUGUAGCUGUUGCUAUGUGCUUUGUAUUAGUGGUGUAUUGGGGGCGCAGUAAAAGCAACAUUUAUUUUAGAAGGGGAAAAUGAGGGAAAUAGGAAAUGUGUUUUUGCCAUCUGGUAGUGUUAGGGGCAUUGAUGCAUAGAGAGUUAUAUGAUUUGAUUAAUUAUGGUUAAUUUGACCUACUGUUGAUUUUCUUGCAUUGUGGGCCGGGCGAGGUGGAGCAAAAUGACCAGUUUGGGGUAUUGUUCAGUUGAGAUUUAUUCCCAAUGUCUGAAUGUCCCCAAAACUUCUGUUGACGCGGCUUGUGUGGAUUUAAUAAAUACUUGGUGUAACAGGUGUCUUGAGGUUAACAAUUGGAUCAGAGCCUAUUAAAUGGAAAUAAUGGUGUACGAUAGACAAUUGUUCAUUUAUCAAAGCUGUAUUCGUUAUUUAUAUAUACACGUAAUCAGGGCCUGAUUGAAAUAUACACGUCAUCAGGGCCUGAUUGAAAUAUACACGUAAUCAGGGCCAGAUUGAAAUAUACACGUAAUCAGGGCCAGAUUUAAAUAUACACGUAAUCAGGGCCAAAUUUAAAUAUACACGUAAUCAGGGCCAGAUUUAAAUAUACACGUAAUCAGGGCCUGAUUGAAAAUGACCCCACCAAACCCCCCCCCCCCCACCUAACCCCUUUUGAGAAAAAUUUGUCGGUCAGGGCUUCAAUGAACCAAUAAAACAUGGACUGAUGGGCGCAGGGACAAAACUGCCAACACAAAAGGUUUGAAAUAUAGUAUUCAUCGAGCCUAUUAGUAUCACUUAACAGGUCUAUAGCUUUUGGGUAAGACUAGACGCUAAACUUACAAUGUAGUGUACAGACGCAGUUUGAUAUCUUGAUGAUAAUUCACUGUUGCUGUUCUGCUAUGCUAUAGCUUCAAAAAUAUAAAUAUAAAAAUAAUUUGCAACUGAAAGGAGAUAAGUUCAACUAAAAUUAAUUCCAGAAGUUGUGAGAAUGAAAAAAGACAGAAUGGGCACCACAAAAAAAAAAAAAAGGUGUGGGGGCGGGGUGGGGUUAAAGAAAAUUCCAGUGGACAUGAAAGAAAUGGUUGUAUUAGACCAGAGUCAAUUGAUUCUUUUUAAAAAAAUAUAAAAAUAAAAAUAAUUUGCAAAUGAAAGGAGAUAAGUUCAACUAAAAUAAAUUCCAGAAGUUGUGAAAAAAAAAAAAGACAGAAUGGGCACCACAAAAAAAAAAAAAAGGUGUGGGGGCGGGGUGGGGUUAAAGAAAAUUCCUGUGGACAUGAAAGAAAUGGUUGUAUUAGACCAGAGUCAAUUGAUUCUUUUUGUAAUUCUUUCGUUACCCGGUACCGUAUUAAUUUCAUAAUCACGACACCGCGAAUGUGAAUUGCGAGCAAACUGUAUAUUCCUGCGUCAUUACAACAAUACAAUUGAUCAAUGUCACAUUUACUCAAAUUUAUUUAAGUCAUAUAAGCGUUAACUAAAACUAAAACGCUAUCAUACAAAUCGUGUAACUUGUGUUUAUUUGUCAACAAGUGUACACAUCUUCCCUUGCGAUUGCUAUGUUAAAUUCAUGUAAGAUAACCCUUACAUUGGCAUUGGCAUUCAGUAAGUCAUUGCUUUCAUCAGGUAUGUUGCACUUAACUCCCUUUGGCAUCCCUGGUAAUUUCAGUUCAUUUUACUCUAACACACUGCAGUCUUUUCGACCAGGCUUAAUUUCUUAUGCGGUAAAACAAAGAGACAUUUGAAAUGGAAAAAAGUUUCCUUUUUUAAAAAAAAUUAUUUAUAAAUGUUGAACAUCUUUUUAUCUUAAUUUGUGACUUUACGUUGCUCUUUAAAAGUUUGCUGGAAUUCGGGUUACAUUUAAUACGGUAACCUGGGACUCUGCGGUGUUUGGGAGGGUAUCCGGGGGUUAUUGGGAACCCGCCCCCCCCCUUUUUGUUUUUGUUUCCAAGGCAAAACGUUUGGUGAAAAUUGUCUGAAAGACACGCUUUCCCCAAGGGCAAAGAACAACUUCACUAGUGUACAAAAGCAAACAAAAAGCAAAAAAAAAAAACAAGGCCAAACGAAUAAUGUUAUCAAAUAACAAACGUAUAAGAUCUUUAACUUAGUUAUUAUGAUUUUGAAAUAGCAGCCAUAUAGAAGAAAAAUUGGUUGGUCCUGAUUGAGACAUCGCAACCCUGACCGGCUGGAGCCGUGAGUCUAUUUUCCAUUGCUCCCAAAUUGGCUGUUAUUUCCAUUUCUUUUAAUUUGAUUUGUAGCUCUUUCUGUGCUUCCAACUCCAGCUGUUUAAGCUCUCGUUCUUUUUCUCUCUGGGCAUCUAGUUCCAUCUGUUUGAGCUUUAGUUGGAGCUCCAUACUUGGAUCAUUCGGUUGUGUGACUGAGGCCAGUUCGUCCUCCGACAACAACUCUUCGUCCACUAAGUGGAUUAUGAUCAUAUCUCGUAUGGUCUUUUUUACAGCUGAAUGAGCUACAUUUAUUCCUAGAGCUUUAGCAAUGGAAAAUAGCUCCUUUCUAGAACAUUUGUCUAAUUCCUCAACUGAUGGGUUUUCAACAUCAAAAUCCAUUUUUACACAGGCAAAAUACAACACUGAUUUUUAUAAAAAUUUAAACUUAGUGCACACACUAAUCUAAAUGAAUUUAAAAAAAAAAAAUUGUAACCAGCUCUGUUGUUGGUAUCGUAAAAUGGUAUCGUGUAAUCAAAUUUAGCUGAGUAUAUUAAAGUAAACAGUGGGUCAAAAUCCACAGAAAAACACUCAAUUUAUUAUUGGUGUAAUAAAAAUUAUGGAUUAAAAUUAUCCUCGGAAAAGCCACAAUUUGUUAAAAUUGGAGUCUAAUAUGAGAAAUAAUAAUAGUAGUAUGAAUUUAGUAUUAUCGCGGACGAGCAGCCCAAUUUGUUACGCACUGACUUGUAUUGGGAGAAAUUAAUCUCCUAUUUUAAUUUUAAUUGGCUCGUUGUAAACAGUGCCUAACAAAGGACGAUACCAUAUAAUCAACAAUAUUAAGGAUACGACCCAAAACAGUUUCUAGUCACAAUUAAUUACGAUUUAUUAUGUCUUAAGAUAAUUACAAAAUAAAAUAAAAUUACAAUCUUCAACUUACAGUAUGGCAGAUGUCGUACCGGUACACAGUUAAUACAAUUAGAAAUAAUGAUGCCAAUAAAUAAUGCGAAAUAAACACAUAUAAGUAGGAGCACACAAAUACACAAAGAAUAAAACACGCCUCGUAAUUGUUAAGAGAAUCUAUCUCAAAAAAUCUCCCUCGUCGUGCCUGUCAAUCCCUUAUAUAUAUGUGGAGUAAGAUGCUUCGAGAAGGGCUUAUGACGUGUUGUUUACAUAUCUCGGGUUAAGGAGUAUAUUCCAGAAAUUACCCGAAAACAAUCUACCCAAUGCGUAAUUGGAAGCCGAUUGUAAACAAGCCACUUCAAAGACCUAAGCCACACCCCUUUGUGAACACAGCGUCUCAUGCGGGGUCAAUCAGAGGGCACGCACGAGAAAUAUUAUGUAAACAAGCUCUCUAUAACACCUCCCCUCUUAAAAGAAAAAAAAUUCAUUGUUCAAAAAUGGAAUUCUUUUUCCAUUAAAAUUGAAGAAAGUACAUUUCUUACUCUCAAAAUAUAAGACAAAAAGCUUCUUAAUAGCUUAUAAACAAUAACAUAAGUGAAAAUUAAUUUCUGGACAAAGUAUCUGCAAUGACAUUAUCUUUGCCUUUAAUGUGUUUGAUGUCCAAAUUAUAUUCUUGUAAAAAUAGGCUCCAUCUUAACAAUCUUUGAUUUUUGGAGACCAUCUUAUUCAAAAAUGUUAAAGGAUUGUGAUCAGUAAAAACAAGUACUGAAUGUAAAGAACAACUGACAUAAAAAUCAAAUUGUUGGAGAGCAAGAAUUAAACCUAAACAUUCCUUUUCUACAGUGGAAUAGUUUUUCUGAUGUGAGUUGAAUUUCUUUGAGAAAUAAGAGACAGGAUGAUCUACAUUGUGGUCAUCUUCUUGAAAAAGAACUGCACCAAUGCCAACAUCACUGGCAUCUACAGCUAAUUUAAACUGUUUGUUAAAGUCUGGUGCAAUGAGAACAGGAGCAUUAGCAAGUAUAUUUUUAAUGUUUUCGAAUGCUUCCUGACAAGCAUCUGACCAAUGAAAUUUUGCAUUUUUCUUUAACAUAUUACUUAAAGGAGAAGCAAUAACUGAGAAAUUUUUGCAAAAUUUUCUAUAAUAACCUGCCAUUCCCAAAAAUCUCAUUAACUGUUUUCUAGUAGUGGGUGGUGGAAGUGAUACAAUAGCAUUUAUCUUAGCUUGAACAGGCUUUACAUGACCUUGACCCACUAUGUGACCUAAAUAUUCCACAGUUGCAUGACAAAAUUCACAUUUAUUUAAAUUUACAGUUACAUUUGCCUGCAAAAAUUUUUUAAACAGAGAUCUUAAUUGGUUUACAUGAGAUGAAAAAUCUUGACUGUAAAUAAUUACAUCAUCAAUAUAGGCGCUGCAAUUUUCCUGGUCAGCAAUAAUGUUAUUUACAAGACGUUGGAAUGUAGCUGGGGCAUUUUUCAUUCCAAACGGCAUUACUUUAUAUUGAUAUAAACCAUCUGGAGUACAAAAAGCAGAGAUUUCUUUUGCUCUGUCAGAUAGAGGAACCUGCCAAUAACCUGAUAGUAAGUCUAUCUUGGUUACAUAUUUGGCAUCACCUAUUCGAUCUAUAAGAUCGUCUAUCCUUGGAAUCGGAAAGGAAUCAGUCUUUGUGAAUGCAUUCACUUUCCUGAAGUCAGUACAAAACCUGUAACUUUUGUCAGGCUUUGGGACUAAAAUACAUGGUGAACUCCAGUUACUAGAGCUUGGUUCAAUUAUAUCAUUUUCAAGCAUGUAUUUUAUUUCAGACCGGAUUAUUUCAAGUUUUUCCGGAUUGACCCUAUAGGGGUGUUGCUUGACCGGAACUGCAUUGCCAAUGUCAACAUCAUGUACAGCAAUGUUGGUUUUAUUAGGUACAUCAGGGAAGAGUAAAACAAAAUCUGCAAUAACAGACUUAACAACAUCCUUCUCUGACAAUGACAAAUGUCCUAGUUUCUUAUCUAAGUUGGCCAAUACUUCUGAAUUUUUAAGUUUAUAAUUACCAACUUUUUCUGGGACACUAUCAAAGGUUUCAGUAACAUUUUCUUUAAGUACUGAAGUUACAGUUGAGAUUGUGUUAACAUUUGUUUCUGAGGAUGGACAAUGAUCAUCACAUUUUCUAUCAAAAUAUUCUUUUAACAUGUUAAUGUGACAUAACUGUUUCUUUCUUUUACGAUCUGGUGUUAACACAAUGUAAUUUAAAUCAUUGAUUUUGGACUCAACAACAUAAGGACCAAAAUAUCUAGCUUGUAGUGCUUGCCCUGGUAUCGGCAAAAGCACAAGCACUUUGUCCCCUGAAGCAAACUGUCUGAAUUUUGACUUUUUGUCAUACCAAACUUUCAUUUUAGAUUGUGAAUCUUUUAAAUGUGUUUUAGCCAAAUUAACGGCAUUAAAAAGUUUAGUUUUAAAUUUUUGGACAUAGUCAAGAAGUCCUUCCGUGGGUGUCGAUGACAUCCACGUGUCUUUUAAAAGUUUAAGGGGACCGCGAACCGUGUGGCCAAACACCAGUUCGAAGGGGCUGAAUCCAAGUGAUUCUUGAACUGCUUCUCUUGCGGCGAACAGUAGCAUGUUGAUGCCUUCAUCCCAGUCUUUCUCUUGUUCUAGGCAGUAGGUUCUCAUCAUGUUCUUCAACGUCUGAUGGAAUCGCUCAAGUGCUCCCUGUGACUCAGGAUGAUAUGCACUCGACAAGCAGUGUUCUAUGCCCAACUGGUUCAUCACUUGUUUGAAUAUUCCAGCCUUGAAGUUGGUUCCUUGGUCAGACUGUACAGACUUCGGAAGACCAAACAAUGUAAAAAACUUCGUCAAGGCUUUGACGAUGUUCGGAGUCUUGAUAUUGCGAAGAGGAAUAGCUUCUGGGAAUCUUGUUGACGCACACAUGAUUGUCAGCAAGUAUUGGUGACCUGAUUUUGUCUUUGGCAGAGGUCCAACGCAGUCUAUAAUAACGCGACUGAAAGGUUCUUCGAAUGCUGGAAUGGGUUGAAGAGGAGCUGCUGGUAUCUUCUGAUUUGGUUUCCCUACAACCUGACAAGUAUGACAUGAUCUGCAGUAUUCAACCACAUCUUUCUUGAUUUUGGGCCAAAAGAAGUGCGACGUGAUUUUGUGAUAUGUCUUCUUUACUCCCAAAUGACCUGAAAGUGGUGAGUCAUGGGCUAAGUUCAGGACUUCGUUCCGGAAUGGGGUAGGAACUACUAUUUGAUGAACUAUCCUCCAUUCUUCGUCAGCAUUUGCGUCUGGAGGUCGCCAUUUUCUCAAAAGUAUGUCAUCUUGAAGGUAAUAACAUAUAGGGAAUUGUUCAGCUUCUUCUUGGGUCAAAGCGUUCUCUCGAAGUUUGACUAUUUCUGGAUCACUCUUCUGUUCUUCAAUAAGUUGCAUUCGAGUUGGAGUCUUGUAAUUACUAGCCUCUUCAUUUAGACUUGCAAAAAAUGUUUUUCCCAGGUCAAUUUCAGGAAGAAUUUUAUUGCUUUUUUGUGAAAUCUCUUUUGUGGAGAUCUUGGAACUCAUGGCCCUUGUCACAGCACAUGCUGGAUACAAUUCUUGAUCUUCUUCCUGAUUUUCAUUUAAACAAGGUUCAUGAGUAACGAUGGGCUCGGCUAUCACCUUCCCACCAGCUAAGUCAUUGCCUAGCAGCAACGAGAUGCCGUCCAAUGGUAAUGUUGGUCGGACACCCACAACCACAGGUCCGGAGACUAAGUCUGAUUUUAGGUUGAUGAGAUGUAAAGGUACAUCUAUGCAUCCCAGCUCUACACCUCGUAACAGGAUGUUGCUCCCAGUAGCAGUAGAUUCAGACAAGGGAAGUAUACCCUCAAGUAGUAAGGACUGUGAAGCACCUGUAUCUCGUAAGAUUUUGAUUGGUUGUAGACUGGAAAAAUCACCUGGCAGUGAUACGAAUCCUUCCGAUAUGAAAGGCAUGAAGUCUUGUAUGACAUCAGUAGUUUCUGAUGUAGAAUUUUGGACCUUGGUAGGUAAACUCUUGUUGGAGUCUUGAGAACAUUCGGCUAGGGUAGAGGAAGUAAAACUCUGGGUAGAGUCGUCAAAACUUGCACACAAGUCCUCAGUAAAACGCCCUCUGGAGGUAGACCUCUUCUUGGAGCAAAAGGAUCUUGGCGACAAGCUCAUAAAACUCGCAGUCGAAGCAGGAACUUGGCUGGAGUCAGUAAAACUAGCCUUAUUGUUCAUAAUGGAACUCUUUGAUGAGUCGUGACAAACCUCUUUGAAGUUUGUAUGGACAUCUGGAGAGCAAAAACUCUUGAAUUUUGAAAAUGUGUUUCCAGAUGUAUGACGAGACGUACAAGCGGAGACUUUGUGUUGUGUACCAGGAUGUGUGGUCUUCUCAGUUUUCUUCUUGAGUUUCCAGCAAUCAUCCCUCGUAUGUCCUUCUUUUUUACAGUAGGCACAUGUGUCUUUUGCACCAAUUUCUUUCGUACCGGGCUUGAAUGGUUUUUGUGGAGGUUUACUGUAAGUUGAUACAGCUGUCUUAUUGUGCCUGUCAUUUUUGGUGUCAGAUGGAUUCUUGGAAAGUUGAUGUGAGAUGGUGAAGUCGUCGGCUAACACUGCUGCCGUAUGUGCGUCACCUUCGCCACGGUCUGCAAUAUGUAUUCGCACCUCAGUACGAACACAGUUCUUGAACUCCUCCAUCAGAAUGAGGUUCUUGAAUUUCUUGAAGUCUGUCUCGGUGUUGGUUGCGUGCAGCCACUUGUCCAGGAGCCGUUCCUUUUCCCGGAGGAACUCAACAUGAGUCUGGCCAUCACGUUUCCACAGUUCCCUAAACUUUUUACGGUAUGCUUCGGGGACACAUUCAUAAGCCUUAAGUAUUAAUGAUUUUACUAGGUUAUAGUCCCCGCGCUGUUCCGCAUUCAGGGACACAAAGACUUCAGAUGCCCUUCCGGUCAAGGCUGGUUGAAGUAAGGUGGACCACAUAGUUUCAGGAAUUUUAAAAUUUUGGGCAGUUAUCUCAAACUGCGCAAAAUAUUGGUCAACCUCUUUUUCUGUAAAUUUAGGGAUUACUUUUGCAAAUUUAAUUGCAUCGCAACCCUGACCGGCUGGAGCCGUGAGUCUAUUUUCCAUUGCUCCUAAAUUGGCCGUUAUUUCCAUUUGUUUUAACUUUAUUGUUAGCUCUCUAUCUUUUUCUUCUUUCUCUCUCUGAGCUUUUAGCUCCAGCUGUUUAAGCUCUCGUUCUUUUUCUUCUUUCUCUCUCUGAGCUUCAAGCUCCAGCUGUUUAAGCUCACGUUCUUUAUCUAGCUCCAGCUGUUUAAGCUCACGUUCUUUUUCUCUCUGGGCAUCUAGUUCCAUUUGUUUGAGCUUUAGUUGGAGCUCCAUACUUGGAUCAGUCGGUUGUGUGACUGAGGCAAGUUCAUCUUCAGAUAACAUGUCUUCAUCCACAAAGUGAACGAUGAUCAUGUCUCGUAUGGUCUUUUUUACGGCCGAAUGAGCUACAUUUAUUUCUAGAGCUUUAGCAAUGGAAAAUAGCUCCUUCCUAGAACAUUUGUCUAAUGCCUCUACUGAUGGGUUUUCAAUAUCAAAAUCCAUUUUGACACAGGCAAAAUAUAACAAUGAUUUUUUUAUAAAAAUUUAAGCUUAGUGCACACACUAAUGAAAAAAUUGUAACCAGCUCUGUUGUUGGUGUCGUAAAAUGGUAUCGUGAACUCAAAUUAGUUUGAGUGUAUUAAGGUAAACAGUUUGUCAAAAUCCACAGAAAAAACGCUCAAUUUAUUAUUGGUGUAUUAAAAACUAUGGAUUAAAAUUAUCCUCGGAAAAUCCCACAAUUUGUUAAAAUUGGGGUCUAAUGAGAAUAAAAUAUGGAUUCGGUUAUCGCGGACGAUGCCCCCAAUUUGUUAGAAUUGGGGUCUUGAGAAAAAUAAUAAUAUAGAGUCCGCUAUAUCCGGGACGAGCAACCCAAUUUGUUACGCACUGACUUGUAUUGGGAGAAAUUAAUCUCCUAUUUUAAUUUUAAUUGGCUCGUUGUAAACAGUGCCUAACAAAGGACGAUACCAUAUAAUCAACAAUAUUAAAGAUACGACCCAAAACAGUUUCUAGUUACAAUUAAUUAAGAUUUAUUAUGUCUUAAGAUAAUUACAAAAUAAAAUAAAAUAAAAUUACAAUCUUCAACUUACAGUAUGGCAGAUGUCGUACCGGUACACAGUUAAUACAAUUAGAAAUAAUGAUGCCAAUAAAUAAUGCGAAAUAAACACAUAUAAGUAGGAGCACACAAAUACACAAAGAAUAAAACACGCCUCGUAAUGUUAAGAAAAUCUAUGUGAAAAAUCUCCGUCCCCUCGUGCCUGUCAAUCUCUUAUAUAUAUGUAGAGUAAGAUGCUUCGAGAAGGGCUUAUGACGUGUUGUUUACAUCUCUCGGGUUAAGGAGUAUAUUCCAGAAAUUACCCGAAAACAAUCUACCCAAUGCGUAAUUGGAAGCCGAUUGUAAACAAGCCACUUCAAAGACCUAAGCCACACCCCUUUGUGAACACAGCGUCUCAUGCGGGGUCAAUCAGAGGGCACGCACGAGAAAAUAUGAUGUAAACAAGCACUCCAUAACAUAAAUGUUUGUGCCACAAAUGUCUAGGUCAACACCAACUAUUUCCAACUGAAAAUGUCAUUUCUCUUUUGAGAUAUGGAAAUUUAAAGUUUCUUAAUAACUCGAUUGAAUUAAAAAAAAAAAAUUAUUCUUUGAUUUACAGGUGUUGAAGAUGACCACAUGAUCAGUGUGCCCUGGGAGACCUCCUCCAUUCAUGAGCUGGACCUUACAUCCACUGAGCUAUCUGCUAAUUGCUUGGAGAACAUCCUGCUUCGUAUGCCUGGAUUCACCUACUUGGCUCUGGGCUAUUGUGAAUUCUUUAAUGACAAGGUAUGUCAACAUUGUGUUACUUGGAUUCAUAGACCCUUUACCCAGUCAACCCCCUUAUCCAAUUGACCCCUUUGUCCAAAAGAUCCCUGUACCCAGUUGACACUUUUACCCACCCCUUUACCAAUUAGACCACUUUACACAAUAGAUCCCUUAACAAAGUUAACCACUUUGCCCAAUGUACCCCUUAGCCAAGAGGACCACUUGACCCAGUUGACCCUUUUUCACAGUUGCCCACUUAACCCAAUUGACCAAUUAACCGAGUUGACCAUUUUUCUCAAUUGACACCUUUAGCCACCCCUUUUCCCCAGUAGACCAUUUUACCCAGUAGACCCCUUUACCCAGAUGACCCCUUUUUUACCCACUUGACCCAUUUAACAAGUUUCUACGACUACCAAGUGAUUAUUUCUUGGAUAUUUAUUAAUUGCCUUCAUUUAUAUGCUGACUAUACUGCAGUUGGUGGGGGGGGGGGAUGUCUGCAGAUUCAAUUUCUGACACCACCUUUUGCCUUAACCUUAAGUGUCCACUCAGCUACAUAUAUUAUGAUAUAUGUGGUUAAUUUUUUGCUAAAUAUAUAUUUAUCUGUUCUAUUUGCUGACUACAGAUUUUGGAAAAGCUGAUGGAGAAAGGUAAAUUCAAUCGCCUCCAAGCCCUGGACAUAAGUCACACACAUGCCUUAAGUGAGAACGCCAUCUAUCAGUUCAUACAGACCCAUGGACACAAUCUACGGGGACUGAUGCUGGCUGGGAAACCAAAGCUUACUGAGAAUUUUUGGCUCAAUGCUAUCCCUUAUUUGAAGAACAUCAAGUAACUGAAUUUUGUUUUGGAUCUUGUUAUUUUGGCUGGAUUAAUGACAUUUUUUAGAACUAAUUCUGAAGCUGAACUAAUGUCAGAUGCCGUUAACCAAGUGGCAUAAGGUUGGCGGGGUGCUUGCGGAAAGGGCUAACUACCCAUUUUUGGGGGGAAGGGGAAGCAAAAAAUCUUUGCCUGCCCCGGGCGGCACUGACCCUAGCUACACCACUGUUAUGACCUCAUUCAAAGUCACUAAAUAUAUUCCCACCUCUCUCAAGUCUCCACCUCACCCAGAAUGGGGCUUGACCUAAGGCUACACAAAAAAGGUGUGUAAGGGGGGGGGAGGGGGGGUUGUGUUGUGUAUCAAUUAAAAUUUUUAAGUUCUCUUGUAAACUUAAUCAGACAAGUUCUUAAAAUUUUAAUUUGUACCUCCUACUAGUCCUACUUGAAAUUGUUUGAGAAGAAAACAUUUCAAAAUUGUAAUGAGUUUUUGUAAAGGGCUUAUUACUUUUAGUUUUUAAAUCAAUAACUUAAUUUUUAAAAUAAAAAUAAUUCCACCACAAAGCAUCAUAAUGAAUUUGGAGUUUUAAAAAAAAAAUAUAUCGAUAAACUUAAAGGAAUAUUGGAAAUGAAAUAUUGUCAACCCUACUUAUUAUAUAAUAUUAACUCCAUUAAAAUCCGAAAACUCUAGCAGUGACCUGUAGGUAUUAAGUUGUAUUACUUAUUUCCAGAUUUGAAAAUGACAGCAUUGAUUUUUUGGAUUGCUUUAAAUCUAAAGUAUAAUUAUUUAUUUUCAGAAUCUGUGUUUUAGGCACAGCCAAUGGGUGGUUCCUGAAAAUGCAGUCUCGUAUCCAUGUUGAUCAGAUUGUAGAAGCCUUUGCUCAGCAUUGCCCCAGAUUAGAACGCUGUGAGAUCCAGUGGGAUCCAGAUACCAUCCGCUUUAGUGAUAAGAGUAAUAAAUUCAUUGAUCACAUCAGGUAAGAAUAAUUUCUGUUGCGCUGGCCAAAGACACAUCCAAAACAAGAGAUGUUAAAAUGAAUCCAUUAGUGUAGAGAAAUUGACAAAAUGCUAUAUUUCAGGUUCAGAAUAGGGAUGUUAAAUUGUUUUGUUUUUGGCAAAGUAGUUUUUUAAAACCGGCUUCAAACUGGAUUUUGGUUUGAAAGUUAGAUCUUGAGUUUUAUUAGAAAUAAAGAGUCUACAUAGGGGUGUGUUUUGGGUGUGUGUGUGUCUUGGGUGAGUUCCCACACUUUUCCCUCCAGGACGUGACCCGUAUUUGCAAUGCAUUCUAAAUAUUUCCUCCCAGUCAUGUCAUAUCAACAUGAAAUUGUUUAAGACAAAACAAUCCAUGGGUGUAAGGAAAGGGGACGGAGAGGGCUGUUAGCUCCUUUUUUGAAGGGGGGAGAGGGGGCCGACAUUUUUCAGUGCACUCCAUAUACUUUAAAAAGCUUCUUUUUUUAUCUUUAUGAAUUGUCUUUACAUUGUAGUUUUAGUUAUUUUGUGUGUGUGUUAUUGCAAGUUUAUUAUUUUGUUAUAUAUGUUUUAAAUCUGAUUAGAAUUGAGUCUUUUUUGAUAUCGUGAUAAAAAAAACUUAUGUAACCAUUUUGUGAAAAUCAACAAAACCAGUUUUAGUUUAAUAUUGCUCAGUUCAGAACCAUUUGAGAGUUAAGAGCCUUUGGGGCAUUGCCCAAUGGGUAAUUAAGGGCCCUAAUUUUUUAUUACCGUAGAAUGUUGUUAACACUUGCUUAAUUAUUAAAUUGCAAAUGUUUUAGAAUUAUGAAUUUUAGACAUGACGAAGGGGAGACAAUUAUGUAUAUUGUAUCACUAGAAACACAUUUCUGUCUGUAAAUCCAAUUAUUUUCUUUUCAUCACUCCAUAGGCUACGAUGUCCAGGUCUCAAGUCUUUUGCCCUCAGUGAUGGUGAAUAUUAUGAGAUGGUGAAAUCCAAUUUUGAAAGGGCAGACAGGGUAAAAGUGGUGAGGACAUGCACAAAUUACACUACCAGCAUUGUGGGCCUGCUCACCAACUACAAUGAUUUAUUGUUCAACUGAUUGAGUCCAUAGAUUGACGUCAACCCACCCACCGUUUCAUAAUCAAAGUAUACACCAUUUUUAUUUCAGUACAUUUAAAUUCUAUAUUCCCUGCAACAAAUUAUCAAAAUAUUGAUGAUCAACUUCUUAUUUUGACUUCUUUCCCCCAAGACACUUUGCAAUGAAUGUAAGUUUCUUCUCAACCCACCCACCCCUUAUUACUUAAUAUUAGUUUAGAUGAUCACAUUUGAUCUCACAUAUCAGUUUUUAUAUAACAGAGAUAAGAGAAAAGAUGUGGUUGUAAAGACUCUAUUAGAUUUUACAUUAAAACAAGUUCUACUUGCAUGGAAAAUGCCUGGGUAAUUAUAGUAAUAUGAUCUUGAAAUAAUUUUUCUGAAGCAAUUUCUGUGCAUUACUCUGGGGGUUUAAGAAACUUAAUUUAAGUUUUUUUAUUUGGGAUAACCUUGAGACUAACAUGUAAUUUUUCGCUCAAGUUGCUCAAAUACUACUCAAGGGGUAGAUAAUUCUAGAACAAAAUGAGCACUUUUAAACUGUGCUGAACAUUAAAUUAAAUAAUUAAAUAUAAUCUAUAUUAAAUAUGUAUUUUGUAUGCCCCUUACCGUAAGACAAAUCAAAACUUCUAUGACAUAACAAAUAUAUGUACACAAUCAGUAUUUCCACAUUGCUUUGAUAUUUUUUCUAAGUUGACCCACAUUUUAAGAAUCUCAUCUCCUGUAAGAUGCAUCACAUAAAUGUAUGUUGAUGUCUGUGAAUGUGUAAGGCAGGCCUAACAAAUAGUUGUAUAUAAGUCAUGUGUUUAUUCUGUCAAGGUUUUAAAAAUUGGGCCAGGCAUCAGGUUUAAGGGCAAGGUCAGAACUUGGCAGUCUUGAAAGAAACAUGCACCUGAAAAUGGAUGCCCUUGGACUAGAUCCUAGAUAAAUUAAGUCUGAAAAAAAUUAUCGUCAGCAGGACCUGACAUUUUGAACAUGAUUUAUCAUGAGCAAUUGUGUUCAUCUCUGCUACAUGAUCCAUUGUCUGUGUUUUGAUGUAACCUAUCAGUGUCACUAACAGGUUGUUAAUUAGGGAAUAGUUGCAGAGCAUCCAGAGUUGCCCACUGCUUGUUGAUAGUCAGGUAACUUUUGUCUCAGUCAGGUGUUGGUAGCCAUUUGAUCACAUCCUGUUACUGUCUUGCUUAACACAGAGUUGUCCUUGAUGGGGUGUUUCAAUUAGGUUCUGAGAUGACUGGCUUAAUUGACCUGUAGGGUCUUGAGUGUGUCAGCACCAUUGCCAUCUCAGUAUUCUUGGAAAGGAAACUUGAGGUGCUCACCAGAAGCUUUGAGCUAAAACAAAAUGAAUCAAAGACAUUAUUUGUAAUUAUUCUAAUGUGACUUUAAAAAAAAUUUGUUAACACUAUCUCAAGAUUUAAAAAUUAAAAAAAAAAUUAUUUACUAUUCCUUUUGAAAUGAAUCCACAUAUUGACAACGAUAAACUAGAUCAUCUAUUAAACUAAGGUGUCUAUGGAUGAUGAGAGAAAAACUGCAGUGAUUCUCAUCAAGAAUAUUUCUGAUUUAUCUGAAUUCUUUGAACCAAUAAAAAGUUUGAAAGAUUUAUGAAAUGAGCUAUCCAUUGAUUGUAGCACAGCUUCAGUUUGCCUCUGUCUGAUGAGACACAAGGAUCAACACAUACCAUGUGACUAACUUAUGAUGUCAUAUCCUGGUUAUGUGGGGAAGAGUUCCACAUUUAUUGGGGCAAAGAUAUUAUGGCCUUAUUCUUUUUCAUAAAUUUGCUCCAAUUUAUGCAGACAUUCUUUAUAUUAUAUAUUUGUGUAAAUCUGUGCACAAAAUGACAAUCUGCUGUAACCCCUGGAUCAACCAGGUAUCCUGCUUUGAAUAAUGGCAGAUUUGGUUGUUUUAUUUUUUUUAAAGAAAUAUUUCGUUGAUAACAUUCUAGAGACAUUAAUAGAGUGUGUUUAGAGAAAGUGAAUAUUGUUAGAGUUCAGAUAUUUCCUCCAAUGAGACGAAACUCUGAUUGUUUGUGUUACUUUGCCCAUUUUAUUGUAAAAUUGUAUGACAAUUACCCAUAAUUAACCACCAUCAAGGCCAGGGAUUGGCAAUACACACACACACACACACACACAAAUCAUCCUCUUUUCAAACUCUCCAUCUGUGUAGUGAGUUUGGGGCCAUCCAUAUAGUAUAUACGCAGGGGGGGGGGGCGCGACCUUUUUUAAAUUCUAAAAAGUACAAAUUGAAAUAGUGAAUAAAUUAUCAAAAUAAAAUAAAUGGUUGGGUAAAAAUAACUAAAACAUGUAUGUAGGUCACUAAGCGUCAUCUAGUAACUGCAAACUGCUAGAUUGGAUUAAAAGUGGAAAUAAAAUUAUGAAAAUUGAGUAAUUAUUUGGGGUGCCCCUUGGAAGAAGCCGAAGCAACAAAGGACAGCGCCAUGCAGAGGAAAAGCGCUAUGCCGAGGAAAAGUGCCAUGCCGAGGAAAAGCGGAAAAUGGUGUCACUUCAUUUAUAGUACUGGGAUGGACAAGUAAAAAAGACGCCUUUUGGUCCCCCUUGUCUUUCUGAAGUAUGUCGGAUUAUAUAUUUAAUUAAACAUUAAGGUCCUAACUAAAGACUAUUUUGGACCUCAAUUCAUCUGCCCUCUUUGCCCCAUUCUCAAGGCUCUGCCCAAGGGUAACGUGACAUCCCAGAGGAAAGUGGCAAAUAUUAUGGAACCACUGGGCUAACCAAACCUGUGAAUCAGUGGGGUCGGGGGUUCGAAAAUAUGACUUUUUAUUUUUGCGUACAUACUAAAUGGAUGGUUCCUUAUUAUGGUUAUUGUUAGUUAGCUGUAAGCUGUUGGUUGUCUAUCCCUGAUUUAUACUGAACCUUAUUUAUUUAUUUAAAAGCUUGAUUAAAAAGUCGUGUGCAAUAUUUUACCACCAUAAA
This is a messenger RNA of Lymnaea stagnalis (great pond snail), 67290 nucleotides long. The record is from the annotation of a GenBank genome assembly. NCBI's taxonomy places the organism in Eukaryota, Metazoa, Mollusca, Gastropoda, Lymnaeidae.